AUGGCGAAGGAGAAAUAUAAGAAGGCUCUGCUGGAACUGCUCCGGAGGGAGGGCAACGACGUGUGUGCGGACUGCGAUGCGCCCGGUAAGGCGGAAAGGUGGGGUGGGGGCGCGUGGUGGUGAUGGGGGGGUCCUUUCUUGGGCUGAGCUGCGAGGUGGGGGACGAGGGAGGGACACCCCGGAGGGAGGUGGUUUUUUGGGGGAGCACGCACCUGCUCCUCGCAGCAGUCCAGCGCCUACCCCUCCCGCACCCCAACUUUCCUUUAACCGCCCCCCCUCCAGCCUCCCAAUCAAAUUGCUCCCGGGGCUAAGGGUGGGGCGCUAAAUGGGUCUCCCUCCCGGACACUGUUCCUCAGCCUUAUCUUGGAGGGUGGUAGAUGACUGGGUGAAGCUCCUUCCUAUCUUUCUUAACCCGCCCCCCCCCCCCCCUGCCGCCGCCACCCUCCGGUUUCCCCAUCCUCUUUCUCCUCCUCUUCUCGGUCUCUGCUAGGCUGUUGCAAGAUUCAGGAAAGAGGAACCGGUAGCCGGUGGAAGGGAAGAGCGUCCUCGCUGCGCUGAGAAAGGGGGGGGGGAUGGAUAUCUGUAAGCUGAGUAUAUGGAACCCCCCCCCCAAAAAAAAACUUCCAGAGAGGAAACUCAAGUCAUCCCGUUAUUUAUUCUUAGAGAAAGUGUGUGCUCUGUCCAAGGCUAGCCCUACUCCGAGUAGACCUAUUGAGAUGAAUGGCUCCAAUUUGCUGCUUUAAUUCAUGACCCUGAGCCAGUUACAGCAUUUGAAACACAAUAUGAAAAGCAGUUUGACUUCCUAUUGCAGAAAUAAGGUUAGCCAUGCCCUUUUCAUUUCAGUGAGUAGGAUUUGCACUGGAGUUAUAGAUGAUAGAUAUAGCUUUGGUGUGAGUGUGAUCCAAUGCCAACUUAAAUGACAAAGGGAAAUGAAGCAUUGGGUGGAGAGAUGAUCUCUGAAAUAUGCUGGGAGUCCUACAUAACAAUCUCUUUCUCUCUGGUUUUGUUGGGAGUCAAUAGCCACCUUCAUUGGGGUGGGAGGUGCAGUCUGUUUUCCCACCUAAAGAGGGUGUUUGGUGUCAACUAAGGAUGCCAACUUAUCCAGGGUAUCCUGCGCCUGUCAUUGAUCUGAAUGUGCUGAAAUUGGCAGGAUAGACAUCUCACAGCACAGAAAGGAUGCCCUUAUUGGCUGUGGAGGACUGACAGCAAAGUCUGCAUGGAAGCUGCAGGAGUGUGUGUGUGUGUGUGUGUGUGUGUGUGUUGGUGGCAACCUUACAGCUUGUGGAAGAGGUCAGGCACCCCCCCCCCCAACAUACUAUGAGAAGAGGCAGGGAGAUGUCUCUCUUGACUCAGGCGACCCCUCCCCAUCCUCUCGCUUUCUCCCUGGCUUGAGUUGGAAGUGUUGAUGUCAUACCAAAUGCUACUUUGGGACUCAAGCUGUACGUCUGCUGCGAACUGCAGUGCAGGCUGCAAUUCCUAAAAGAAGCAGGAGGCAAGCAUGCCUGUUUAAACUGGCAACGACAAGGCAGGAGCUGAUAGGCUGGAGGGGUGGAAAGUUGCACCAAAGACAGGAGGGGGGCACAGAAAUGGCCCCAAGUAAACCUAAUAAGCUUAUUUUAUAUCUUCCAAUCUGUGGAGCCUGGUUGAGGGGAAUGCAAGGGACACUGCCCCAGCAACCUCAGACUGACCUUAGGGUGUGUUUGAUUAACACCUUAGAGUGUAGUGAAGUUGCUGGUUCCCUCUGCCCCUUGGUUGUUCACAUCAGCAUGGCUUUGUUAGUGUUAGCUAAAGUGGUACCUCAGGUUAAGAAUAGUUUCAGGUUAAGAAUGGACCACCGGAACGCGUUAAGUUCCUAACCAGAGGUACCACUGUACCUUAUUUUACAAGGUGUAUUAUACUGUGUAUAAACUGCAUUAUACUGAUUUACUGUAAAUUUUGUUCCAUUUAAUCCCUGCAAGAUGGCCACAAAUAUAGCUUGGCUUAUACAGCGGCCAAUAAAUAAAUAAAUAAGUACAGUGGUACCUCGGGUUACAGAUGCUUCAGGUUACAGACUCCGUUAACCCAGAAAUAGUGCCUCAGGUUAAGAACUUUGCUUCAGGAUGAGAACAGAAAUCGCGCAGCAGCAGCGGGAGACCCCAUUAGCUAAAGUGGUACCUCAGGUUAAGAAGAUUUUCAGGUUAAGAACGGACCUCCAGAACAAAUUAAGUUCUUAACCCGAGGUACCACUGUAUGUUUGCAUACAAACUAGGGGGACAUAGAUGGGCAGGGAUGACUUCACCCUACACAGAAGUGUUCAUGCCUUGGCAGGAAACAAAUCAAGGCUUCCCAAUCAUUGUAAAGCUUGUUUGAGAAAUGACACAUCCAACAGUAGUCACAGAAUCAUGGAGCUGGAAGGGAGCCCAGGGCCAUCUAGUCCAACCCUCUGCAAUGCAGGAAUCGUGGCCAUCCAGUCUCUGUUUACAUACCUCCAACAAAGCAGAGUCCACCUCCUUUGCUAAUCUUUUAUUGCAAGGAUCCAUAGGCCCUUUUGGAGAACUGUUGUGGGUCAGCAUGGAUUGAAACCUGGUGCUUGAAACUCGGUGAGUGCACAUUCAACAGGAGGGUGCACACAGGGGCAGAUUGGGCCCGUCAACUUGGAAGGGGAGCCCGUCCAGGAGAAGGAAAACUGGUCCUAAACCUCCACUGCCUUGCAUUCAUUCAUGAGAAAGGCUUGGGGAGUAAACCCUGAGGAACAAUCUGUACCCGCUAUCUUUCAGGACACCUUUGGGAGAAGAAAAGGCCAAAUAAUAAUAAUAAUACUAAUACUACUACUAAUAAUAAUUUAUUAUUUGUACCCCGCCCAUCUAGCUGGGUUUCCCCAGCCACUCUUGGCGGCUUCCAACAAAGAUUAAAAAUACAUUAAAAUGUCACACAUUAAAAACUUCCCUGAAUAGGGCUGCCUUCAGAUGUCUUCUAAAUGUCAGGUAGUUGUUUAUAAUAAUAAUAAAAAUGAUAAUAAUUUAUUAUUCAUACCCCGCCCAUCUGACUGGGUCUCCCCAGCCACUCUGAGUGGCUUCCAACCAAAUAUUUAAAAUAAUACAGCGUCAGACAUUAAAAGCUUCCCUACACAGGGUGUCUUUUAAAAGUAAAAUAGUUGUUUAUCUCUUUGACAUCUGAUGGGAGGGCACUCUACAGGGCGGGUGCCACUACCGAGAAGGCCCUCUGCCUGGUUCCCUGUAGCUUGGCUUCUCGCAGUGAGGGAACCGUCAGAAGGCCCUUGGUGCUGGACCUCAGCGUCCGGGCAGAACGAUGGGGGUGGAGACGCUCCUUCAGGUAUACUGGACUGAGGCCGUUUAGGGCUUUAAAUGUCAACACUAACACUUUGAAUUGUGCUUGGAAAUGUACUGGGAGCCAAUGUAGGAGCAAACCCUAUACAAAUUUGGAGUGGAGUCUCUAAGACAUCUUGUACACCUCCUUCUGGCAACUCCUGCAGCUAAGCUGGUGCCCAGCAUAUUGCCCUGCUUUCCUUUGGACCAUACCUGCGAGGCUGAGAGGGGUGGUCUUGACAUCUGGGCAGCCCAGGACCUCCAGAUGCUCUGCCCAGGACUGUGCUCCAAGGAGGUCACUUCAGUACUGCCAACACUGCAAAAAUAGCAUGGGAGACAGCAGAGAACACAGCCUUAGCCAGUCCUCAGCUGCCUGCCUUCCUACUUAACCCCAGUCCAGGGGUUGACACUGGUUUUCAGCUUCCUCCUCCUUAGUCUCAGUGUUGCCAGCACAGAACUCAGCAGAGAGGAGGUGGAUGGGGACCGAACUGCAGUUAGAUUGCUCUGCCUGUCCUCCUUGUUGUCCUCCCUGCCUUCUGCCCUCUUGGCACCAGCCUCCACUGGGUUAAAUCCCUGGCAUCUCCAUAUACGGCUCCAUAUACCUUUGACUGAAACCCAGGAGAGCCCUUGCAAGCCAGCAUAGACAAUAGAUGGGUCUGACUCAGUAGAAGGCAGUUUUCAGUGCCCGCUCUGACUGGCAGCGGCACCUGCAGGGUUUCAGGCAGAGAUGGGAACUUUCCAGCUCAACUGCCUCGCCCAUUUAGCUGGAAGUCUGGGGAACUGAACCUAGGAGCCCUUUUUUUACUGGUCCUUCACUGUGUGGCUGCUCCCGUCUUUUCAUUGCCAUGCCCUGCCUAGGAGAAGGCCUCCUGCCCUUCCAACUUUCCUGCCAGGCACUCCUUCACCAGCAAAGAUAAUAAACACACAACACUGCUCUGCGACUGUUGGCAGAGACCUCCGAGAGGCACACGGCACGCUGAACUUUGCUCCACAACUUGAAUGUGUACCUGUGUUUUUUAAAAAUAAAGGCAAACAAGAACCCAUCUGCUCCUGACUGCAUUGCCGGGUUGCCUUUUUUAAAUAAGAAAAAAUCUGCAACUCACUGAUUUUAAAACAACACAAUUUAUUAAAAAAUUGUGGAUUAUAUACUCUGAUGAACAGUAGAACAACACAAAUUUGUUUCUUUAGGGCAGGGAGUAGGGGAUGCUUUGAGUCUGGGGGCCACUUUUUGUUCUGGGCAACCUCCUGAGGGCCACCUCUCAGUGGUGGGCGGGGCCAGAGCAAAAGUGGGCGGAGCAACCAAAUUAAUUGUAUAGGCUAGUUCCUACACAUACACAAUGCACCUGGCUUUUUCCUCCAUCCGGGAAAACAAGAGUCAUUCUCAGAGUUCAAGGACACAUUCCAGGCAGGCAAAAGUCCUGGAGGAAGGUGUGAAGCGAGGCUGGUGAGAGGCAUGGCCUUGGGAGGGUCCCAAGAACCUGGUAAGGAUGCCUGGAGGGCCACAUUUGACCCUAGAGCCUGAGGCUCCCCCAUUCCAGUCAAGGAAAAGGACUGAUGUUCUGUGUUCAGAAGGUUCUUUGCUCCCUGGCAUCUCCAGGGAGAGCUGCAAAAGUCGUCCUUCUCGAAAACCUGCCAGUCUGUGUAGAUAGCACGGACCUAGACGGGCCAAUGCGCUGACUUUUUAUAAGGCAGUCUGUCCAUCCUUAGAGAAAAGGCAGGACAAAAACAUGGCCAACCCUAUCAUUAGGCAGAGUGAGGUAACGUCCUCAGGCACCACAUGCAUGAGGAAGAGCAGGGAGCUACAAACACCUAACUCAUACAACACGUGCCACCAGGGGGAAUGUGGACUCCUCCGCCUUUGCUUCUGAUUGGGGGCGUUUUGUGAUUUAGAUGACUGAACAAUCUCGUGUUUGGCACAAUCCCACGAAAUAUGACUUUAUUUGGCAAUGCUCGUGAUCAUUCGGCAUGUUUGCUGCAAAUAUGAACGUUGUAUUCCGCUGUGCGAUAUAUUUUACGCCGCGCAUUCUUUUUAAAGAAGAUGAUGAUUUUAUUCUUCCUGCUUUUACGGCUGUUUUUUCCUUUAAAAAAUUACUUUUAGCUUGAUGUUUUGUUUGUUUGAAUAAAUUGGGGCAACCCAGCAGUGGUGUAAUGUGGUUUGCCGGUGCCCGGGGGAGCUCGGCUGAAUGACAUGGCCCUUGUGGGCAAAUACCCCUGAGGAGGAUCCAGCAGCCAUGUGCCCUUUGACCCCAGCCUUGCAGAGUGAGGCCCUGGGUUUGCAUCCUUCCCACGCUGCCCUACCAGCCCUGCACCGCUUUGCGAGGCUGGGAGCUGAUCUGAAUGAUUUACCUGGGGAGAUGGAGAGUGUUGUGUUCAUCCUGGACUGCUUAGAGGAAAGGUGUAAUGAAAAUGAAAAAGCAAUUGAGAAUACAUAUGUGUGUGAACCAGAUCUCUGGGACCACUCUCAGCUGUGGAUCCCUGACAUUGACAUGUUGCCUUCUCAGCUGGGCAAUUGUAGACUUCUCUAGAUAUCCCUAGAUGAUAGGACCUGUGUGAUGUAGUGGCAAAGGUCCCAGGAGACCAGGGUUCAAAUCCUGACUCAGUUUUGAAACUCAGUGGGUGACCUUGGGCCAGUCUCACUGUUUCCCUGCCUAGCCUACCUCACAGGGUCGUUGUGAGCGUAAAAUGGGGUUUGAGAGAACUGUGUGUGCCGCUUUGAAUUUCUAGGAGGAAAAGCAGGAUAUGAAUGUAGCAGUAAUGCUUGGCACACUCCCAAACGUGGUCAGGCUCAUUCUGUGGCAUUUGCAGCCCUGCUGCCCAUUCUGCUGAGUGGGAUCCUGGGCUUCUGCUUUUGAUGGCAUUGCUGGUCUGCUCCGAUGAGCCCUGGCAAAUACAUCCAGCCACUUCCCCUGAAUUCUUGCAUUGCAGCUCUAUGAGCCUGCUGCCUCCCUCUGCUUCUGCCAGCUGAUGCUUCCAUGUAACCUUAUUAACCUGACACGAAUGACAUCUUGCUGGGCCCGGCUUGAAUCUGACUGCAGUGAUGACCUUGUUGAGCUUUGCCUUGCCUUUCCUGAUCAAGAACUUGUGUAAUUCCCAAGCCACAUGCUGUGAGAGAACUGGUUGCAUGCCAUGAAAAUGUGAUGUGGCUCCAGGCUUAGAAGGCUCCCCUGAGCCCCAAAGGCCUGCCAACAGAGGGGCCUGUCUGCUGUGUCUCUGUGACUACCUGCUCCAGCCCUGCCUCCUUCCUGCUAUGUAGCUGUUCCUGGAGGACAGGCUCCUUCUGUUGCAUCUCUGUAGUGGGCGAUUGGCUUGCUCUGAAUGUGGAGGUGCAGCAGAAUGGGUGCUCCUGCUUGUUUUGCAUCCUGUAGUAACCUUGGGGAAGCAUCACAGAACAACUAAGAAAACACAACAUUGUGAGGAUGGCCUCAAAUGCACUAUUAUUGUAUCAGUAACGUUGUGCAGAAUACACACAUGUCUGCACCCCAUGUUUAACGCUCUAUUGCACCAUGUUAACUGUGAUGGAAUAUUCUGGACAGUGGUGUACUGUGAGGUGGUUGCCCCAGGCACAAAAUUGUUAGGGGUGCAAAAUUUCAGCACCUGAUGCUGCCUCAAUACAGCUGCAUGCUUCUGUUGAAAACAGCUUCUCCAAGUGAACCAGGAAGUCACCUCUCCAGACAAUGGAACGACUCUUCUUUUCUUAUCUCUGCAGCUGUGAUCUCCUGGGUGGCGCAGAUGCCAUUAGGGAGUUGAAUGCACAUGUGUACUCCUUCUGUUUCCCUCCCUCCCAUCCCACAUCCACCUGGCCGCCCGGGCACCGGCAACCCAUGCUACACCACUGAUCCUGGGAACUGUAGGUUGCUGAGGGUGUUGACCUCACAGAGCUGCAGUUCCCAGCCCCCUAAACAAAGUACAGUACCCAGGAUUCUCCAUGACUGUAAAAGCAAUAUCAUAGUGCUUUAUGUGGGUGUUGUGGGUGUGGCCAUAUAUUCACAAAAAGCAAACGAACGAAACCCACCCGUCCAGAGGGGCCCUAAAUAGUAAAUGCCUUCUCUGAUGUAGUUGCUUAUGUAGCCAAAAGGACACCACAUGUGCGCACACAUGCACGCGCAUACACACACACACGAGGGGUGGGGGAAUACCAGCAUCCUCGGUGGAAGCCCAAGAAGUACCAAAAAGGGGACUCCAAAAACAGCCCAGUGAAAACUGCACGUGCUCAGUGGAGAUGGAAUGCUAGCUGGCAGAUCUGCUAGGAAAGAAAUGGGAAAACUGGGGAGGGGUGAAACGGAGUACUCUGCCAAAGGGCAUGGAGGGUGGCUGGCUGGAAUCCCGGACAAGAGCACACUCCACACCACAAUAGUAGUAGUAGUAGUUGACAUUAGAGUAAGGUAAAGGUAAAGGGACCCCUGACCAUUAGGUCCAGUCGUGGCCGACUCUGGGGUUGCGGCGCUCGUCUCACUUUAUUGGCCGAGGGAGCCGGCGUACAGCUUCCGGGUCAUGUGGUCAGCAUGACUAAGCCGCUUCUGGCAAACCAGAGCAGCGCAUGGAAACACCGUUUACCUUCCGGCUGGAGCAGUACCUAUUUAUCUACUUGCACUUUGACGUGCUUUCGAACUGCUAGGUUGGCAGGAGCAGGGACCAAGCAACGGAAGCUCACCCCAUCGCGGGGAUUUGAACCACCGACCUUCUGAUUGGCAAGUCCUAGGCUCUGUGGUUUAACCCACAGCGCCACCUGCGUCUCUUGACAUUAGGGUAGAAUGGGAUAUUAGAGCAGAUCUCUCCUGCUGUGUUUUGCCUCCCAUUCUCACAAUGCAUUUCUCUCUCCCGCACCACCCCUUACAAUGACUAUGGUAUAAUAACACUUUUUUAUUUUUAUUUUAAAACAAAUUGUCCAUUAGUCAUUCCCCUGUCAGUUACCACUGUGGGGCUUUCCCCACUUUCCCUUUUUCUGCUGUUCUCUUGCUUAUCAAUACAUUCCUAGAAAAUUUAAUGCAUCUGAGAUUCUGCAUGGCUUUUAAUGCCUUUGUCCACACAGCAGCCUCUCCCCAACCUGGUGCCUUUCCAGCUGUUUUGAACUUUUUGGGAAUUGUACCCAAAACAUCUGGAAGGGGACAGGCUGGGGGAGGCUGCUGGAGAGGCUCGGCAGCAGAUGAUGCUCUGAAAUCCAUGGGCACUCACCGUGAUUUCAGAUCACUUUGGCUUCAUUCCUUUAUUACUUCUGUGGCUUGAGAAAAGCAAAGACCCAACAAAAAAUGAGCCAUCACAUUUGUAACCUUUUCAAGAGUCAGAAACAGCAGAGCUAGAAACCCCUUGGUGGGAAGGGAAAGGAAACAAGUUGGAUCCUAAGUCCUUUAUCAUAAACUCCAGGCUUGAGCAAAAUGCAAAAUGCCCUCUCAUGUUGAUUGGUCCCCUGAGGCUUACCUAGUGAGUAGCAGCAAUAGCACUCCAUGGGUGACUCCAUGAUUGAGAACCCAGUGGGGUCAUGCACUGGCUUAAAGUGGGAUACAGUGGUACCUUGGUUCCCGAAUGGCUUGGUUCCUGAACGGUUUAGUUGUCGAACAAAUGUUCCAGUAAGUGUUCCGGUUUGCGAACGUUUUUCGGAAGCCAAACAUCCAAUGUGGCUUCCACAGAUUCCAGUUGAGUGCAGCCAAUCGGAGGCUGUGCCUUAGUUUUCAAAUGGUUUCAGGAGUCGAAUGGACUCCUGGAACAGAUUAAGUUUGAGAACCAAAGUACCACUGUAUCACUUUUGCAGCACUCUGAAAUUCCAGUCCAAAACAGGGAUUCGAGAUCCGCGAAAUCAAAGUUUGUGUAUGCACGAUGCAUUUAAAGAAUAUCAUGCCCCACCCCAAGAAUCCUGAGAACUGUAGUUUGUUAAGGGUGCUGGGAAUUGUAGCUCUGAGGGGUAAACUCCAGUUCCCAAGAUUCUUGGGGGGGGGGGGGACUAUGUGCUUUAAAUGUAUGCUGUGUAUACAGCAAAAAUGGCACUUGUCCAGUCAGAUAUUUGUAAGCUCCGAAGUUGGAAUUCUUUUCAGUGGUGGAAACUAACCUGGUUCAGAUGCCUGUACUUCUGAGUUAAUUACCUCUGUUGGUGAUUCCUCUUGCAUUGGCUUAUUAGUGUUUUUCUAGGGAUAAUAAUGUUUUGCGGCGUAUUAAUUAUCUUCUGUGUUCUGAAACUGCUUGAAUUCUGCCAGGGGAGGUGGUGGCUCCCAUUAACCGGGAGCCUCAAGAGCUAAGUGCCUCCUUUUCAUAAACAGUCACUGGAAAAUUGGGGUCCUGAACUUGAAAAUGUUUUAGGCACAUAGCUACAUGAUCAUGUUGGCAUGGUGAUUUUGAGGUGGAAAAAGUGCCAUUAAGCUGAUUAACCACGUGUAGAAGUGACAAGGACCAGCAAUUUCCACGCACAUUCUUGACAACCUGGAAAUGCAAUAGGAUGGCCUUUUUGAUAGGUCUAUUUUUAUACGGGAUGCGGGUGGUGCUGUGGGUUAAACCACAGAGCCCAGGACUUGUCGAUCAGAAGGUGGGCAGUUUGAAUCCCCGCGCUGGGGUGAGCUCCCGUUGCUUGGUCCCUGUUCCUGCCAACCUAGCCGUUUGAUAGCAUGUCAAAGUGCAAGUAGAUAAAUAGGUACCACUCCGGCGGGAAGGUAAACGGCGUUUCCGUGUGCUGCUCUGGUUCACCAAAAGCAGUUUAGUCAUGCUGGCCACAUGACCCGGAAGCUGUACCCCGGCUCCCUUGGCCAAUAAAGCGAGAUGAGUGCCGCAACCCCAGAGUCGGUCACAACUGGACCUAAUGGUCAGGGGUCCCUUUACCUUUACCUUAUUUUGUAUAGAAAGAUUUUACUUAAAACUCUCUAUGUGCUGGCACACAACCAAAUUCCUUAGCAGUUUCUGUCAGCUGGGGCCUUUUUCCAGAGCAAGACAGUGGCUAACAGUGCAAUUAUAUCUUUCUUUACUUGGAAGUAAGUCCCAUUGAGUUGGCAGCCCAUGCAGAUAUUUAAGAACAGGUGCAAUAUGGCUCCGACUAGCCGCUCCAUUUAAAAGCCAAGUCACUGUAUCUUGCACUAGUUCAUAGGCAUCAGCUCCUAUGGGCUGAGGUGUGGGUUUGUUUGUUUUUAAAAUUCUUAUUAUUUCCUUUAUAUCUUCCAGAUCCAGACUGGGCAUCUCAUACUUUAGGAGUGUUCAUCUGCUUAAAUUGUUCGGGAAUCCACCGCAACAUCCCACAUGUCAGCAAAGUGAAAUCUGUCCGUUUAGAUGAAUGGGACAAUGUGCAAGUCGAGGUAUGUACAAAGGAAAGGAUGUUGUGUCUUUUGGGGGGUGGGGUGGGGACAGACUAGGACUUGUAACAAAAUGGACUGAAAUGCUUCCUUUUCAGAAAUCCAGCAACUUGGUUUCAUUCCCCCUCCUACCUGAUUCUCCAUUGGUUUGCACAUUACAGUGGUACCUCGGGUUACAGACGCUUCAGGUUACAGACUCCGCUAAUCCAGAAAUAGUACCUUGGGUUAAGAACUUUGCUUCAGGAUAAGAACAGAAAUCGUGCUCCGGCAGUGCAGCAGCAGCAGGAGGCCCCAUUAGCUAAAGUGGUGCUUCAGGUUAAGAACAGUUUCAGGUUAAGUACGGACCUCCAGAACGAAUUAAGUCCUUAACCCGAGGUACCACUGUAUUGCUAAAACAGCACACACAAGAAUCUUGGUUUAAUCAUGCUUACAAUCACAUCAAAGCUGCUUUAUUUAGGAGCAGGGGAGUGAUUACUAGCUUAUCUACCCACUUUUUUGUUUAGGUUUUCGAGGCCCUAUCCCAUGCUGCUUUUAAGUAAAUAUAAAAUGUCACGAGAUCUGACCAUAGAUCUCCCACAACCCUAGGCAAGGAAGGAUCUGUCCCUUUAGGUACUCUCAGCUUCAUUUUCUCUUGGGUUGCCAUACACCCAGAUUUUCCCGGACAUUACUUUUAUGUGUGUGUGUUUUUCAAGAAAAAAAAAGCUUAACAACUCUGGGAACUUAAAAAAAAAAAAAAUCUCAAUUUUUUGGUGUCCGAAUUAUCACUUCUUGAAUUAUGGAAGCCCUAGUUUCUCAUUUUCCCAUUCUUAAAUUCAGUUCUCUACACUUUGCAGCACUUUGAAGAUUUUCUUCUUCUUAAUUUAUCAUGAGAAUUCAUCGGCAUUUUAAUGUGCAUUUCUCCUAAUAGAUACACUUUUUGUAUGCAGUUUUGACUGAUGUGCACAUUUGUGCAAACAGUUUCCCCCAAUACAAUGCAUUUUUGUUUGUUAUUUUCAUUAACAUAGUCUUUUUAAUGUAAUAUGUACAUUUUUAUAAGCUUUGGGUGGAGAUCUGCAUCGCAAAAUUCAGAUGAGUGCGAAUUUUGAGCUGUACUGUUUCCAAAAGUGCAGAUUCCAUAAAUUUGGCUUUCAUAUAACUACAUGACAACAGCAGCUGAAAAAACAGUGAGGGUUAUGCCAUUGCAAGCACAAUAUUCCAAUAGUCUUCUCAUCAAAACACUGAAAAUCCAUAUAUCGCCCUUGGAGGUAAUUCAUAUAAACUCCAAGAAUCAGUGAAUAGAUUCCACUUUAACAACAACAUCUCUGUAACUGUCAUUAUAUUCUCUAAAUCUGAUUUAAUAACUUAAUUUAUCUGUUACUAUAUAAUCUCUUAUUUUGUUGUACCAUUCUUUAAUUGCUGAAAUUAAAGCCCUCCUCUAAUUAUUUGCAUAUAAGGUAUUGGCAAUUUCUAGCAUAUAGAUUCAACUUUAUAUGCAAACUGAAUCAAAUGUCUCCAUGGUUUGGCUGUGGGUAAUCCUGAAUUCUCAUAUACAGUGCUACCUCAGGUUACAGAUGCUUCAGGUUACAGAUGCUUCAGGUUACAGACUCCACUAACCCAGAAAUAAUACCUCGGGUUAAAAACUUUGCUUCAGGAUGAGAACAGAAAUCGUGCAGCGGCAACGCGGUGGCAGCAGGAGGCCCCAUUAGCUAAAGUGGUGCCUCAGGUUAAGAACAGUUUCAGGUUAAGAACGGACCUCCAGAACGAAUUAAGUUCUUAACCCCUGAGGUACCACUGUAAAUUGUGUGUAAAAAGCUGCAAAAGUCAUUGUACAAGGAAGCUUGUAUGGUGUUUUAUAUCCCUAAUGUCCCCCUGCCUUUUACUUACAUACUUAAGUAUAUGUAAACCACUUUAUAAAAUAAACUGCAUCUGUGUUCAUUCAGAUCAAGAAUUACAACAACCUAUCUUGUUGUGAGGAGGGCUUUUUGUUCAAAAGAACACACUUGGCAGUAAAAAAACCUUUGUUGAUUCUCUGGAAAUAGAUCUCAGUUGACCUUCUGCCCAUCUUUGACAUAGCAGCCCUUAAAAGUGAGCGAGGAAUGAUUCAAAUACACUCUGUUGAACAGGACAAGGGCAAUUUUGGUUCCCCCAGAUUUUUGUUGGACUACAGCUCCCAUCAUCCUCAGCCCCACUGGUUAGGGAUGGUGGGAGUUGUAGUCCGGUAACAUCUGGAGGGCCAAAGCUGCUCCAGCCCUGAUAAGGAACAAGGGCAGGGAACCUGCAGCCCUCCAUGUUGGGCUGGGGAGGUAGAUUCCAUCAUCACCUGUAUGGUCCGAGGCUUCCCAUCCCUGCUAUAGAAUUAAAGAAAUUGGAUGGCAAAUUUUCAUCUCUCUCUUAAACCAAACUUUUCUCUUGCAGCUGAUGGCUUCUAGCGGAAACAGCAUGUCGAAAGCAAAAUACGAAUCGAAAAUCCCACCAUUUUAUUACAAGCCAACGUUUUCGGACUGCCUGUAAGUAGCCCCCCAAAUAUAAUUUUGCAGCGGUGGGAAAAGCCGUGCGUGCAGCUGCACCAUCUGCAAUUUGUAUUUUGCUUGUUUCUGCUGAAUUUUUAAUCCCUUGGUGGGGCUUGACUUAAUAAAAAGGCCCUGACAAUCUCUGGCCUCUGCAGAUGCUUUGGGGAGCUCAGCACAGCAGUGCCUCUUCAGCAAAUAACUUCUCUUAUGCCUGGAUGUUUCAGGAGAAAGCAAUGGCUUUGUUUUCCUUUCCUUAUUUCGGACUGUCUUGGGUUAUGAAAAUGCCAGCUGUGAGCAAGUUUAAAAAGAAAACAAAGCACUGGUUGUUGUUUUUUUUAAAAAAAAUCACCACUUUGAGUUACAGUGGUACCUCGGGUUACAUACGCUUCAGGUUACAGACUCCGCUAACCCAGAAAUAGUACCUCGGGUUAAGAACUUUGCUUCAGGAUGAGAACAGAAAUCGUGGCGUGGCAGCAGCAGGAGGCCCCAUUAGCUAAAGUGGUGCUUCAGGUUAAGAACAGUGUCAGGUUAAGAGCAGACCUCCAGAACGAAUUAAGUACUUAACCCGAGGUACCACUGUAUUUAUUUAGAAAGAUAUAUCCCACUUCAUAAAAUAAUCUAAAAGACCCAGUUCGUACAUAACACCAAGCCACACUUUGCAAUGAGCCCCAUGGAGAUGUCUUGGCAGGGCUGGUCAAAACGGCAGGAGGAAUAGAAUGGAAGCGCAGAACUGAAUGCUGGGAAGGGACCCAGUGGACAGAGAGGAGCUGAUUUAGAUAUUGGGGAGGACUCAUUUGCCUUUGACUACUCCUAUUAUUAAAAAUAAUGAUUUAUCUAUACCUUGCCCAUCUGGCUGGGUUUCCCUAGCCACUCUAGGCAGCUCCCAGUAAAAUAUUAAAAACACAAUAACACAUCAAACAUUAAAAACUUCCCUAAACAGUGCUGCCUUCAGAUGUCUUCUAAAAGUCAGAUAGUUGUUUAUUUCUUUGACAUCUGAUGGGAGGGUGUUCCACAGGGCAGGUGCCACUACCGAGAAGGCCCUCUGCCUGGUUCCCAGUAGCUUCGCUUCUUGCAGUGAGGGAACCGCCAGAAGGCCUGAGUGUCCGGGCUGAACAAUGGGGGUGGAGACGCUCCUUCAGGUAUACUGGGCCGAGGCCGUUUAGGACUUUAAAGGUCAGCACCAGCACUUUGAAUUGUGCUAAGAAACAUACUGGGAACCAAUGUAGGUCUUUCAGGACCGGUGUUAUGUGGUCUCGCCAGCCACUCCCGGUCACCAGUCUAGCUGCUGCAUUUUGGAUUAGUUGCAGUUUCCAGGUCACCUUCGAAGGUAGCCCCAUGUAGAGCGCAUUGCAGUAGUCCAAGCGGGAGAUAACCAGAGCAUGCACCACUCUGGCAAGACAGUCUGCGGACAGGUAGGGUCGCAGCCUGCGUACCAGAUGGAGCUGGUAGACAGCUGCCCUGGACACAGAAUUAACCUGCACCUCCAUGGACAGCUGUGAGUCCAAAAUGACUCCCAGGCUGUGCACCUGGUCCUUCAGGGGCACAGUUACCCCAUUCAGGACCAGGGAGUCCUCUGCCCCCACCCGCCCCCUGUCCCCCCCAAAACAGUACUUCUGUCUUGUCAGGAUUCAACCUCAAUCUGUUAGCUGCCAUCCAUCCUCCAACCACCACCUUAGCAAUACACCUGUCUAGUUGCCUGGCCUGAGUAAGAAUUCAUGCAGGAGAGUAAGCAAGGGUUUGCUUCUGAGCUUGCCCAUGUCAUUCAUUCCUGCAGGGCCAUAGUUUGCCACCUCUCGGUUUCAAUGGGACUUUCUCAAGCCUCUCUGGUUCUCUGUUUUCCCUCUCUUUGCACAACCCUGUCAGUCUCUGAGUGGAAAACGCAGCAAAAAUUCCUUUCCCGCUUUUGGAUUGAACCCAGCGAGCUAUUUGUAGCUUCUUGGAAGCCUCUGGACAUAACAUUAUUUAUGUUCCUUUCUUAACCCCCCCCCCAUCCCCACUUAGCUUCUCCCGGGAUAGAAAAGAGAGGGAGAGGAAUGGACUGAUACCCAGCUGAAGCUGCUUGCGUCUUGAGCUUUGAGUCAACAGGCACCUCUGUUGAGGUCGAGUGGCUUGUAAGGCCAAUUUGGUUAGCAGCAUAAAUGUGGGGCUUGCUGUCGAUCCUGGUGAUGUAGUAAUUGACACAGGUAGGAAGGCUCUGGCCCCUGGGGUCUCCCUUCCAGCCCCCAGCCUUGCCUCCUCAGCACUUGCCGCUAUUUUUAAAAAAUGAUUUAAGAAAAUUUUUAAAAGCUGAUAAUGGUGCCGAAGGAUGGAGAAGGGGAGAGAGGAGCUAUUCUGCCUUGGUCAGACCGCAUCUGGAAUGCUGUGUCCAGUUCUGGGCACCACAAUUUAAGAAGGAUAUUGACAAGCUGGAACAUGCAUGGAGGAGGGCAACCUUAUGAGGAAUGGUUGAAGGAGCUGGGUAUGUUUGGCCUGGAAAAUAGAUGGAGAGGAGAUAUGAUAGCCAUCUUCAAAUAGCCUAAGGCAGGGGUCAGCAAACCCUUUCAGCAGGGGGCCUGUCCACUGUCCCUCAGACCUUGGGGGGGGCGUACUAUAUUUUUUGGGGGAAAUGAACAAAUUCCUAUGCCCCACAAGCAGUGGCGUAGCGUGGGGGAUGCAGGGGGUGCCGGCCGCACUGGGCGCAACAUCUGGGGGGGCGCGCUCGCACUCGCAGCUCUCUGACCCUACUAAAAUCCACGGGUUAGGGGGCGCAAAUUACUUGCCUUGCCCCGGGUGCUGACAACCCACGCUACGCCACUGCCCACAAAUAACCCAGAGAUGCAUUUAAAAUAAAAGCACACAUUCUACUCAUGUAAAAACAUGCUGAUUCCUGGACUGUCCGCGGGCCGGAUUUAGAAGGCGAUUGGGCCUGACCCGGUCCCCAGGCCUUAGUUUGCCUACCCAUGGCCUAAAGGCUGCCACAUGGAAGAUGGAGCAAGGCUGUUGCUCUGGAGGGUAGGACUCGAACCAAUGGCUUCAAGCUACAAGGAAGGAGAAUCCAACUGAACACCAGGAAGAACUUUCUGGCAAUAAGAGCUGUUUGAUAGUGGAACGGACUCCCUCAGGAGGUGUUGGACUUUCCUUCAUUGGAGGUUUUUAAAGCAGAGGUUGGAUGGAUGCUUUAGUUGAGAUUCCUGCAUUGCAGGGGGUUGGACUAGAUGACCCCCAGGGUUUUUUUUUAUCUGCGUUCAUACAGCAUUAUCCAAAAGCAUACACAUCCUGUACUUCAUUAAUGAAUACUUCUGUUUGACGUGUUCUCAAACCAGUUUAAGACGGACUAGAGCCUUUAAGCUGCUCCUAAUUCGUCUCUACUCAAGGCGUGAAUGCCUUUGCAUAGGGCAGAGACAUCCCUGCCCCAUUAAUGCCUGCUGGUGUAUACAUAAACAGAAACGAAUCUGACACUAAUGAAGUCAUGUUGAUGUGAACAGUGGCAGUUGGGGGGGAGCUGUGAAACACAAGGAGGUGGGGAGGACAGAUACCACUGUGCUCCAAGGCGAUGAUUUGAACACACACACAGUUUCCAGUGGAUUGCUCAGGGUUAAAUGAAGUAAAAAAAUUGCAGACUGCUGCAUUCUCAGGGCGUGCGUGAAAGGAAGCGGCCGAGUUAAAAUUAUAUUUGUUGAAAUAUUUCGCUGUGCUGCAGGAGCCCUCAUAAAGGGCUUUUUCAGGAAGCCUGUGGUGAGCCAAAGAGGGAAGCAGAGCAGGGUAGAGGAUAUACUGCAUAAAACUUGGGGUGUUAGCAGCCGGGGAGCUGGAAGGAGCCAUGUUUUAUGAUCAAGACUGACUAGCAUAGCUCAGUGGCACAGCCCUUCCUUUGCAUAAUAAUAAUAAUAAUAAUAAUAAUAAUAAUAAUAAUUUAUUAUUUAUACCUCGCCCAUCUGGCUGGGUUUCCCCAGCCGCUCUGGGCGGCUUCCAACAGAAUAUUAAAAUACAAUAACCUAUUAAACAUUAAAAGCUUCCAUAAAUAAGGCUGCCUUCAGAUGUCUUCUAAAUGUCAGGUAGUUUGACACCUGAUGGGAGGGCGUUCCACAGAGCAGGUGCCACCACUGAGAAGGCCCUUUGCCUGGUUCCCUGUAACUUGGCUUCUUGCAGUGAGGGAACCGCCAGAAGGGCCUCGGCGCUGGACCUCAAUGUCCAAUUGGACCGAUGGGGGUGGAGACGCUCCUUCAGGUAUACUGACCGAGGCCUUCAGGUAUACCGUAUUCAGAGGCAGAAGAAGAUGUUGAACAUAGGAAGUUGUCUUAGGCCCCAUCUGUACUAUCUGAGGAAAGCAGUGCUGUGCCUCUUUAAACAGUCAUGGCUUCCUCCAAAGAAUCCUGGGAGCUGGAGGGUUUUAUUUUAUUUUGGGGUGUUGAAAGUUGUUAAGAGACUUCUCUGCUCCCUCACAGAGCUACCAGUUCUCAGAGUGGUUUAAUAAACAACCCCUUUUCCUCGGGAACCCGGGGAAUUGUAGCUCUGCGAGGCGAAGUUACUCAACCCCGGUUUCCAAAACAACACAUGAACUGUCGUUCAGCAGUUCCUUGAAAUUUGUGCACCUCCGAAUUUUGAGUGUGGUUCUCCGGCCAAGUAAUUUGCACCAGAACCAAUGUAGUAGGGUAACGUGUGCAUAAAAGAAGGGGAAAUGUCACACAAAAAUCCAUCAUUUUAAAAGAAAGUGCCUCGCAAAGAUGUGUAUGUUGGGUAAUAUUGCGAACAAAAAAUAUGUUGCCUUAGUAAAAGGGACUCCCUCGGAAAAUGGUGGCCUCUCAUUCUUCUUUAGCUGCAUUGCAGGGGGUUGGACUAGAUGGCCCCUGGGAUCCCUUCCAACUCUACAGUUCUAGGAGAAAUUCUCACUAAAAUGCUGAUGUCUUUACAUGAAGAAUUGGGUUGGGGUUUUUUUAAGCAAACUGAUGUGGAAAUGUAGAGAACUGAACUAAUGAUUGGAAAAAUGAGAAACUCAGAGAAACCGAAACUGGCAGGUUUGCCCAUCCUUGUCUUUAACCUGCACUUUCCAAAGAAUUUUCCCGUCACCUUCCUUAUCACACAAAGUCCGGUCUUUUGGGGAAGUGGGUUUGUUGCGCAGUGCCUGUCAAGCGACUAUAAUGGCCCAAUCUGAAUUUGCCAGCAUGCGAUUCAGUCCUACCCAAAAUGAGCGCCAGUCUGGAAACAUCUGCAGCCUGAGAAAGACAUUGCCUCCUGGGCCAGCGUUUCAAAAUCUAAGCAGUGUGCGAUGCUUGCAAAGUUUUAUUGUUGUAGCUGGGGAGCCGACUUCUAUUUAUUUCUCUUUUUAAAAAUCAAUUGUGUAUUCAGAGAGGGAAUCUGUUAUAUUCCCCCCCUCAAGAUGUUAAGAGAAGAAACAGAAAUGGAACCAGGAUUCCAGUCUGUGUUUUAACUUAUUCCUGUACAGUGCUGCUUUCGACGCAGAAUUAAUACAUUCCUGGCUGAUUCCCGACCAUAUAUCUGAUCCCCCCCACUUUUUCCUUUAUUUCAUUUUUCACAGGCUGCUACGGGAACAAUGGAUCAGAGCCAAAUAUGAAAGGAAAGAGUUCAUUUACAUUGAGAAGCAGGAGCCUUACUCUGCAGGUAGUUGGGCGAAGUUUUCUGAGUUCAAAUGUUUCUAUUUAUUGUUCAAAGGUAUCAUUUAGCUGAAUUUGUUUAAAGGCUCGGUUCAGAUGCAGUGGGAUGCCAUGGUGCUGACUACAAAAAUUAGUACUGGCAAGCAUCUAGCUUAUGCAGCCCCCCUCCUCUCUCCCUCCUUUUUCAGUCCCCAAAGAAUGAGGCUGGAAGCCAUAGUUUCCCAUGGUGUCACAUUUCCUCAAAACCCAAGUGUCAGGGGUUCUGGGACAGAGGCACAGGGUAGGCAGGAGAUGGAGAGCGAUGGGGAGGAAUCCCAGGACAGCGAGGAAGAGGAUGACAAUGACUCUAGAGAUUCCAUGAGUCUUUCCAGCGAAUCAGAGGAUUCCCAGAAGGGGGUGCCGGUGGUCAAGCCCAGGGGAGCCCCAGGGGGGACGUGUCAGGAGCAGGGGGCCAGCUGGGCAUCCCAAAGUGGCAGCUGGGUGUCAGGACCAGCCUCCCCGCCAGAGUGCAGCGAAGGGGUGGAAGUUUCAGUGUGUCAGGGAAGCGGCUCCGGCAGUAGAGAAGGAGGGAGGUCGGAGCAAGCCAUCCUCCCGGAAGGAGGGGAGCAGUGAAGGGAGUAGUGUAGCUGUUGAAAGGAAGGUUAGAGGCUGGGCGCGCGCCAGGUUCAAAUGUAGAGGCGCGCGGAAGUACAGGGAGCCCGGAGGAGGGGCCAGGUCCCAAAGCCCGCAGGAGGGCCGCAGAGCAGUCUGAUUCCGCGUCAGAGGAAUCCAGGAGGGGCGAAACCCCAGCGGGCAGAAGGACCCUGCGGAAAAGGAAAGAGAGAGAGAGGUGGAGCAGCGCAAGCUUCUUAAAUUGGUGCAGGGGAGGGACGGAUUCAGAGGGGACUUCAGCGGUCUAAGCGUAGCAGACGUAGGGCUGCGCGCCUAGGAUGUCAAGCAAACAAUGAACUGCAAUAAACACUUUUGUAUAUAAGAAGACAUAGGCGUUGGUCUUUUGUGAGCUGAGACUUGAGGCAGCCCUGACACCAAGGAAAAUGUGGUUUGUUUAAACCAGGGUUUCCCAGACUUGGAUCUCCAGCUGUUUUUUGGCUACAACUCCCAUCAUCCAUAGCGGUUAGGGAUGGUGGGAAUUGUAGUCCAAAAACAGUUGGAGACCCAAGUUUGGGAAACCCUGGCUUAAACUUUGAGGCUGUUUUCCUCAAAUCGUGCCCACCUACCAAUGUACAACCAUGAGCCUUAAAUUGCUCUCCCAAUCGUGCAUUGGCAAGAGAAAGCAGGCUUUGACUGUAAACUGCUGGAUCGGACAUGAUGUUGUCAUUGUGACACCAAGUGAUUGACAGGUGGGUAGCUCCACCCCUGGCAAAUUUGACCCGCAAUGCUAGAUCUGAAUAAGUAUCUGGUCCAUGGAGCCAAAAAGUUUCCCCCAUCCCUGGUUUAAACCACAUUUUGAUCUGGGCUUGUUUUCAUCAACCAUCGUUUAAGUUAGGGGUAGCCAAUAUGGUGCUUUCUGAAUGUUGCAGAACUUCAACUUCCAUAAUCCCUGACUAUUGUCCAUGCUGUCUAGGGUUGAUGGGGGUUGGAGUCCAGCAGCAUCUGGAGGGGCCCACAUGGACUGUCCUUGGUUUUUAACUAACCACAGUUUGCACAGCUUGGAUAUCGCAAGGAAGAAGCUUCUCAUCUCCUCAAGCGUACCAAAGAGGAGGGAAGGGAAAGGAGCAGCACCGGAACACAGAGCUUACAGCAGCUUGUGUUUUAAGGCAAGGGCCUAGCUCAGGGGUAGAGCAUCUGCUUUGCAUGCAGAAGGUCGCAGGUUCAAUUCCUGGCAUCUCCCAGUAGGGCUGGAAGGGUCCCUCUGCCUGAAGCCCAGGAGAGAGGCUGCCCCUCGCUCUCAUGGCCUGGCGGAAUGGCUGUUGUAGAUGACAGUUGAGGGUUGGGCUUGAUGUUGCAGGCUUUAAGCUAGAAUACGAUCCCGGGCCAUUGGCCCAUCUGGUCCAGCAUCCUCUUCUCUCAUUGGUCAACCAGAUGUCUUGGGGGAGCCUUCAAGCAGGAGGUGAGCUCAGCAGCACUCUCCCCUCUUGCAAUUCUCAGCAAUUGGUGAGCAGCAGAGGCAUACUGCAUAUGUAAAAAAGAAAAAGAAAAAAGGUAAAGGACCCCUGGAUGUUAACCAGUCAAAGGCGACUAUGGGGUUGCGGCGCUCAUCUCACUUUCAGGCCGAGGGAGCCGGUGUUUGUCCACAGACAGCUUUCCGGGUCACAUGACCAGCAGGACUAAACCGCUUCUGGCGCAACGGAACACCGUGAUGGAAACCAGAGUGCAUGGAAACACCGUUUACCUUCCUGCCACAGCGGUACCUAUUUAUCUACUCGCACUGGUCUGCUUUCAAACUGCUAGGUUGGCAGAAGCUGGGACAGGGCAAUGGGAGCGGGGAUUCAAACCACCGACCUUCUGAUCGGCAAGCCCAAAAGGCUCAGUGGUUUUAGACCACAGCACCAGCUGCUAAUAUCCCUUGUCAGCCUUAUCCUCUGUGAACUAAUCCCAUCCCAAGCCAUUCAACUUGGUGGCCAUCUCUGUCUCUUGUGGGAGAAAAUCCCAUAGCGUAAUGAUGUACCGUCUGAAAGAGCACUUCCUUUUUAUCUUCCCCAACAUUCAACUUCGUCAGUCUGGAAGGAGGCCUGCCAUGGAGGAGGCUUCUGAAUGCAAACAUUUGGCUGCAAAUCCAGACAGCGUCUUACGUGCGCCGGGGACAAUCUCUUUUUGGUUGUGGCCGCCAAUGUGGGAACGUAUUGGGUCUGACGUUUGGCUUCCCCUUCUGUGAGUGCUGGGAAGUCCGGGGUUGCCUUUGUCGAGUCAGCUUCCCUUGUCGGAAGGAGCAUUUGAGGCUUGUGGGCUUUGGUAGAAGAAGAAGAAUUCUGCUUGUAAAUGUGUUUUAACAGUGGUUCUCAAAGGGUGUAGUGCACCACGUUGGUGUGGCAGGAGAGGAUGGCAAGCGUGGCAGGAAGACUCGAAGACAAUAUUAUAUUUGAGGAAUGGUUUGUGUUCUUAUGUAGCUGCAUUGGUUUAUACUUUUGGACGUCCCAUUAUCAUAUUAUAAAGUAGUUGUGUUUUAUAUUAUAAAUCAGGCACUGCUAGGAGUUGCUUCACCCCCUCCCCCAAUAUAUUUCAUAUCAAUUAAAAUUUUUGUGUGGCGCAACCAAAUUUUUAUUCAGAAAGUGUGGCCCAGAGAAAAAAAGUUUGAGAAAAUAACUUAAUCUCAAAAAGCAGCUUGGUGGUUCCCUCACUGCGAGAAGUGAGGUUACAGGGAACCAGGCAGAGGGCCUUCUCGGUAGUGGUGCCCACCCUGUGGAAUGCCCUCCCAUCAGAUGUCAAGGAAAUAAACAACUAUCUGACUUUUAGAAGACAUCUGAAGGCAGACCUGUACAGGGAAGUUUUUAAUGUUUGAUGUUUUAUUGCAUUUUUAAUAGUCUGUUGGGAGCCGCCUAGAGUGGCUGGGGAAACCCAGCCAGAUGGUUGGGGUAUAGAUAAAUUAUUAUUAUUAUUAUUAUUAUUAUUAUUACUACUACUACUACUACUAUUACUACAUAGUCCUUUGCAGGGGAUCCUGGGACAAUGUUCAGUUCCCCUCAAACCAGGGGUGAGGAAGCUUCAGGCCUUGAGGCCAGAUGUGGCCGUCCAGACCUCUGUCUCUUGGGACUCCGUCCAGGCCAUGCCCCCCACUGACCCCAAUUUGACCCCUUUGUGAGUGUUCUUGUCUGGCUGGAAAUGUGCCCUUGAAUCCUGAUCUUGCCUCUUGCUUGCCCAGGUGCUGGGUAGAGAGAGCCUACUGUAGAAAGGCAACAUUUGCAUCCAUUGCCCCACCCAUCUCUGCCUCUGGCCUUGCCCACCGCUCUUGAAGGUUGCUCAGGUGGGAAUAUGGCCCUUGAUCUGAAGAAGCUCCUGUCUUGCCUUGAAGCAACCAUGACAGUGGAGGCUGGUCUAUCAGGGCAGGCAAGAGUUUGCCCCAGCAACCCUAGUCUGCUGUAAGGGUUACAAGGGGUUGCUCGAGAGCAAGCAGGCAAAUGCCUCCCUGCUUGGCUGUGAAGCCUUGCUUUUGAUGCCAAAAUAAACUUAUCUGUCCGGAGCACCACUCUCCCGUGGCUGGCUCAUUCACUGCCAGAAUCCGUGAGUGGGUGGGGCUUAAACUUUCCCCAGCAAACUAGUUUCCUGACGCCCAGUCUGCACCUCCCCUCUCGGCGCGAAAGCUUACUGCGCAAGGUGGGCGUGGGUAACGGAGGACCUCUCUCUUCCCCGCUUUGCCCAGGCAAGGUGUCCUGGCACCGCCUCGCCUCCUCUGAGCCCUGAAGCUCUUCUCCACUGGAGGCAUGGUUACUCUCCUCCGCUGAGGAGGUGCUGCUUCCCACGAUCUUUGGGGGCUCUCUGUAAUCCAUCUGGCUUUUCCCCUCUCCCCCCUGAGCCGAUGGCAGUUCCCUGACAUCUGCUUUCAGCCUGCUCCCACUUGCCAGCCUGUGCAGCCUAGGGCUGGCUGUCAGCUUACUCCACCUCAGCCUUGCCCUUGCAGAACUCGGCAAGGAGGAGGAUGGGGACAGGAGAAAUGGGUUUGUUGCCCAAGACCUUCCUGUCCACUGUAAUCGUUCAACCUGAAUUUGUGCUGGCAAAUGUGAUUGAAUCCCAUCUGAAAAUAGUGGCAGCCUGGAAACAUCUUAAGAAGUUUUAUUUACAAUGGAGCUUGACAUUUUUGGCAUCCUUCUGUCUCAAAUGACAAUGGAGUGUGCCUCCAGGGGUGAAGCCAAACCGGUGUCAGUAGCACCAAAGUGACCUCCCUGGGACACAAGCCUGGGCAGUGUGCAUGGAGAUCCUGGGCUGCCCACAUGACAGGACACCUCUGUUGGCUGGGCUGAUGUGGUCCAAAGGAAAGCAGAGCAAUACCUUUGGCAUCAGAUUGGCUGCAGGAGUUGCCGGAAGGAGGCAUACAAGAUUGCAGAGGUUUGGGAUCAGAGUUUUCCUUCUCCUAGAUGGGUUACCAUCCCAGGUUGAUUGGCCCCAUCAUUGGCCUUUCACUUCAUUCUACAGCACAUGCAGGAACCACCUUCUUGACCGUUGGACCCACUAUUGGUUUCAUUCGCUCAAACCACCAGAGCCUAUCUUUGCAUGCAAGGGAAACUUGAAAUAUGUGUGUACAGUGGUACCUCUGGAUGCGAACGGGAUCCGUUCUGGAGCCCCGUUUGCAUCCUGAAGCGAACGCAACCCGUGUCUGCACGUCCGCGGGUCACAAUUCGCCACUUCCGCGCAUGCGCGUGACGUCAUUUUGAGCGUCUGCGCAUGCGUGAACGGCGAAACCCGGAAGUAACGUAUUCCGUUACUUCCGGGUCACCGCGGAGCGUAACCCGAAAAUGCUCAACCCGAAGCUACUUCAACCCAAGGUAUGACUGUAUGUGUAUGCAUGUGUGUGUAUCUAAAAAGUCUUUUGGGGAUAGACUGUCAAAUGCUAAAGCAAUGCAGUUGCAGCUCAACUGACAGUUGUACCUUAGUAGAUUCUUGGGAGAGAAAGGUCUUCGCUCAUCUCUGAGGCUCCAAAGCCCAAAUGUGCUGGGAUGCUUGAAGGAGGAUCCUAGAGGGAGAAUAUGAAUAAGCACCAAGGCUGCCCCAGGGGUGAGCAAGAAACAACCUCUAUCUGGGGACCACACCGGAAAGAGAAGUUUGGAAGCCUUGCAGAGUUCCUUGGACAGCUGUCAAAAAACCCUCUCUUCCGCUUCGCUGAUCUUCACGGCAACCCCAGACUUGUGUUUCUGGAGGAUACGCAGAGCAACAGUCACAGCAUUCCCAAUGGUUGAGAGUUGACUUGGGGCCAGAUGACACAGGGUAGUUUGACCCAGACAUUUUAUAAUAUUCUAAAAAUCCAGCUGGAGAGGCUACAAACUAAAGUGGAAAACAAGCACUGGGUUGGUUGCUCCUUUCGCAUUGCUUUUGCUAAAGAAUUGGCCUUCACUGCUUUUUUUCUGUUUCCCCUGUCUUCACAGGGGAAAAUAAUAAAACAGUUGCAAUGAAAAUGCAUGCUGCUGAGGGUUUGUUGCCGAGGCAGGCAGCUGUCGUGGGUGCUCCAUAUCCUGCCUUUUUUGGGCUAGAUGACCUCCAGUGCCAUUUAUGAUUCUAUGGGUUUGUAUCCAGCCAAGUUAGAAAUUGAGUAGGGUUGGAAUAAAGCUUUCAAUUUUGGUUCCUCUCAUUUUCUCAUCUUUCCAAUCUUAAACUUGGUCCAUCCCAUUUCCACAUCACUGCAAUUCUCUCUCUCUGUGUGUAAUUUUUUUAAGUUCUCAUGAAAAUUCACCAGCAUUUUAACGUGCAUUUCUCUGAAUAGUCACAUCGUCAUGUGCAAUUUUGUCUAAUACACAUAUUUUUGCAAAGCAAUUCCCCCCAGUAUAGUGCACCUUGGUAUGUUGUUUUCAGUAACAAAUGCAUUUAUAUGCACCAUUUAGCCUAGCUUUUUUGUACAGAUAACUUGGACCAAGGAACUGCUUUGCAAAAUUCAAAGAAGUGCAUUUUUAAAAAAAUGGAUUUCUGUGUUUCAGUUGACUUAUUGUUUCGGAAAACACAAAUGGGGUAGGUUUGCCUUUAACCACAAACUAAAUCAAAUUCCUCCCCCAUCCCAUACUUAGAGUAGACUCCUUGAAGUAUAUGGGCCUAAGGUAGUCCUGUCCAUUAUUUCUACUGGGUCUAUUCUGAGUUCUGGCUCCACCCCCUUUUUAAGCUACCAGAGCGGACUUGAGUGAAGCUUGCUUACUUUUGGUCCACUCCUGUGGCCCCGCCCCUGGCCCCAUCACGGAUUGGCUCAUUUAAACGGGUUUGGGUGGGAACCCCCAAUGCAGCAACGGGAAGGCGGGCUGGCUAGGGCAACCCAGUGUGUCUUCAAGAAGAUAGGGAGUGCGGGCGCCAGGCUGCAAAUAAUCCACCUUGGAUUAUUCUGAGUUCGCUGAGCAUUGGUUUCUUAUGAAUUUUGUAGGGGCUGCAAAAUCCCCCCUCACGCAACUCAUUUGGCUCAUACUCCUCUGACAAUAGUUGGCUUCAGUGACCGGGGGCUUUGUUUGGUUUUUCCUUUUAAUAGAAUAAGCUCUGCUGCUUCCAUUCUUCCAAAAGCCCCCAAAUUAAUGGAUGUAUUAGGCUCAUUGAUUCUGGUGUGAGGAGCCAGUUCCCACUAGCUAAGUAACAGAGUGAUUAAAUGCUUCAAUGCCCUGCUAUUGAUCCCAAAGUUAUGACUUUUUUCAUCCAAGUGAGCUGUUUUCGUUUUGAACGUGGUAUAUUAAAGACAAAUAAUGUGUUCACGCUGUCCAAACCUUAUGAAAUGGAGUGUUAUUUACACCGUAUAAGCCAUUUUUAAAGCAUUAGGAGUGUUCACUGCCAUUGGAUGUGUUGGAUGCAAUGGCAACAAGUAAUUUUCCUACCCUUAAAGCCAGUUAUUGAGCCCUCCAGACAUUAUUCUGCACUGUUCUUUCACCAACAGUGCAACUCUGCAUUUGUCUACUCAGAAGUAAGUCUCAUUGAGUUCAAUGGCAAUGGCAAUUUCCCCCAAGGAAUUGUUUAUAGGAUCCCAACCUGAGAACCUUUGUGGUUAUGAAGUGUUGGAUCACAGAGAUCUGGGUUCAAAUCCCCAGUGGGUUGGGAAAGUCCUAUACAACACACCAUUCUGUGGGAUUAGAAUUGCAGAUAUAUUCUGAGCUCAAUAACCUUUUUAAAUGAUUGGGUGAACACUGUCCAUAAAAGGUGUUCUUUUUAACAUGUAUUAUUUUCCCGUUCUGUCAGUUGCUGGUUUUCUAGAGAGUUCCCAUUUCUGCAGUGGUGUUAAACCUUUGUGUUGCUGAACUUCUCUCCAAAACACCAUCUUGGUGACCUCAACUUUAAAUCUAUGCUUGCUCUAGAAUGCUGUUACAUUUGGGAUAGGGAAUCUGGUUCCUUGCAGAUGCUACUGAACUAAAAACCUCAUCUCUCCUAGCCAGUGCCUAUCCUAGCUCAGGUUAAUGGAAGUUGGAGCCCAACAGAACUUGAAGGGGGUAAAUAGAGCAAUUGUAAGUGCUGGAUGAAAUAACUAUAGACUUGCAGCCAUUAGGCAACGAAUAUUCUAUUGGGUUUAUUGCUGUGUUAUCCUUCCCAUUCUCCAAGGAACUCAAUAUAAGCAUUCAUGCUCCACUCAUUUUCAUCCUCACAAACAACCCUGUGAGGUAGGUUAUUGACUGGGCCAGAGUCCCCCAGCGAGACCACAUUUGCACUAUAAAUUUUAAGCUCUAUAAUACGACUUUAGACAGUCAUGGCUAACGCCCCCCCCCCAAUAAUCCUGGGAACUGUAGUGUGUUAAGGGUGUUGAGAGUUGUUCCUCUCAUGGACCCCUGCUACAAUUCUCAGAGUGGUUUAACAGUCAAGCCCUCUUCCCAGGGAACUCUGGGAAUUGUAGCUGUAUGAGGGGAACAGAAGUUCUCCUUGCAACUCUUAGCAUCAUUGACAAACUACACGUCCCUGGAGUCUUUGGGAGAAUCCAUAACUGUUGAAAAUGGUAUUACAGUGUUUCAUAGAGUGUAGAUGGGGCCUGAGUUUCAGGGUUGAGUUGGGCUGAGGCCUCCUUUCCCUAAUCUGGCAUUCAAAACCCUAUACAGUGGUACCUCGGGUUACAUACGCUUCAGGUUUCAUACGCUUCAGGUUACAUACACUUCAGGUUACACACUCUGCUAACUUAGAAAUAGUGCUUCAGGUUAAGAACUUUGCUUCAGGAUAAGAACAGAAAUCAGGCUUCAGCGGCACAGCAGCAGCUGGAGGCCCCAUUAGCUAAAGUGGUGCUUCAGCUUAAGAACAGUUUCAGGUUAAGUACAGACCUCCAGAACGAAUUAAGUACUUAACCCGAGGUACCACUGUACCACACCAUCUGUUGCCUAACAACACUGUGGCCUUUUGCAUUUUUCGUGUAGCAUUUAAUACAGCAAAACCUGACGUUUGCUUGUGCAAAGUACAGAUCUGAAUCUCCAAAUCCCAUUAAGUCCUCUAUCAGAUGAUGGAAGUGCAAUCUGCAUUAGGAGAAGAAUCAGAUACGUUACCAUUAAAGUUCUCCCAACAGGAUAAAAUAACACUUUUCUUUCAUCACCUUAACUUUUAAUCCUCAAAGCACUCUGAUUCUCGGAAACAACUUUUCUUCAUGCCCAGUGAUAACUGCUGUUAUGAGAGGUGGGUUUGUGAAUUAGCUUAGAUGGCUUUAGAAAAGGGAAUUAGACUAAUCCCUGGUGUAGGAGAUUGGUCUAUCUAUGAUACUAAUGGCAAACUCAUUCCCAAAUUGGCUCCGAAUGGCGAUUGCAUUCACAUUUAAAGGCAAACCUUACUGAAGAUAUUAAUAUUGCACAGUUUGAAGUGACUGGAAGCAUAGGAACUGACUCCUUUUGGAAGAAAACCAUAAAAACAUUAUUACAUUAUUCAAAGUUUUCUUGAAGAACUCUUCAAAACAACAACAACAACAACAACAACAACAAAAGACAUAACAUGAUACACCCAAAACAUCCAUACAAUGUUUUGUGCUGUCCAGCACAGUCUCAGCAUUUUAGAAAGAAAAGAUAACUCCAGAAAUCAAAACGGUAUCUCUCUCCCCAAUUCCAGCCUGCCUUAGCCUUCCUAAGGCUAUGCGGCUAUUGGAGAGCCAUUAACAUCCUUUUUCUCUCUGUGACAUUCAGAGAAAGACUAAAGUCACCACCCUUUCAAGAUGGCGAUUUGCAACUCAAUACCUUUUCACCUGACCUAAGGUUACUAUGAGGCCAAUAGGAGGUGGGGACAGAGAAAGUGUCAGGCAGGAGCCAUCCCCUGACUGGUUGCAAGUACAUAAUAAAAAUAAUAAAAAAUACAGGUCUGUGUAAGCUUUUCUGGACAAAAAGGUUUGAGGUCAGGUGUUGAAAACAGUGCAGUGAAGGUGCCUGCCGCAUAUCAUAAAAUAUAAAUCCCCUUCAGACGCCCUGCAAAUCUCGCUGAUGUCACUGCUGCAAAGACUCUUUUUUUCUUAGGAAGGUCAUGGACUGCAGUCUUUCUUCCUCACACUGAGGUUCCAAUAAGUAUAUAAAAACCAGAAAGUGUGUGCACCGUAAAUAGUCUUGCCUUUACUCUGAGGCCAUAUAUUUCUGUUGACAUACCACAGUGUCAUCGCUCUAGACCAUUUUAUUUUUGUCUCAAGCAGACGAAGCGGCGAGCAAAGAAAACCACAAGAGCACUAUUUGUGUAGGGGAGGCUUCUCCCAGUCUGAGCUAUAGAACCUUGAACACUGGGCAGAAGAAGACAAUCGAAACCUUAAAUUUAUUUGGAGUACCUUCCCUAUUUGGGGCCGUUUAGCGUAUGGGGUGAGGCAAGGCCUGGAUGGGGGUGUGUGUGUGUGUGUGUGUGUGGAAAGAUGGCAACCAUGGAGGAAGGCUGUUGUGCUCAUGUUCCAGGCUUCCUGAAGGUAUAUGAAUGGCAACUUUGAGAAGACAUUUGAUCUGAUCCAACAAGGUUCUACUAACAUUCUUAACCAUAAAACUGGAGGCCAUGGAGGGGCAUAGGUGCUCCCUAUGCAUAAAGGGCUUUUGUUUGUUUGUUUAGGUGUUUUGAGGCCAGAAGUGAAAAAGCUUCACCCAUUUGCCUAGGGUCACAACCUUGCCCUACAUUUGAAGCUCUCAUAUAUGACUUCAUCGGUCAUAAUGGCUUUCCCCCCAAACAUCAUGGGAACUGUAGUUUGUGAAGGGUGCUGGGAAGUGCUGGCCCGUGAGGUCAGCCCCUUCACAAACUACAGUUCCCAGGAUGCUUUUGGGGAAGCCAUGACGGUUGAAGUGCUGCAAGAGUGCUUCAGACGCAUAGUGUGGAUGUUCCCAGGUGGCCCUCUGAUGGCAGGGAACUGCGACUUGGGAAAAAUCACAGUUUGUUCUUCAGAGAGCUGAGGUGCUUCAAAAGAAGGCUGCUUGUUUCACCAGAGGACAAAAUAAAUCUGUGCCACAGUCAGUGAUGCUUUUGUUGUCCUACUUUCAAAUCCUUUUAAAAAAUCCAGAGGGGCAGCCGUUUUUAGUCUCCAGCAGCAAAAGCCAUCAAAGUGUCUUUGAUAUAUUAGAACAUAAACUUUAUUUAUUAUGCCACAAGCCCAUAAAAAGCUGGUGCCGUAAGCUUGUUAGUCUUUAAGGUGCCACGAGGCUCUUUGACACUGUUCCAGUUCUGUAGCUCAGGGGUAGAACAUUUGCUUUGUGUGUAUACUGUAACAAACCACAAUUCCCAGGAUUCGGGGGUGGGGGAGAGAAGCCUGUGGCUAUUUAAAGCGAUAUGAUGCAGCUCUAAAUGUACCGUGCAGUGCUGGAUUUACGUAUAAGCUAAACAAGCUAUAGCUUAGGGCCCCAUUCUCAUGGACCCCCCAAAAAAAAUUAAAGGGGAAAAAAACACUGGAUGUACAUUUCCAAAAUAUAAGAUAAAAAACAAAUAAAAUAAAACCUACAUACAGCAACAGUGUUUUCUAUUGUGUAGGCUCCUAUGAUGUAAAUAAUGGGCCCCACCUGCUAGCUUGCUCCCUAAAAUAUCCCUGGUUUGCUCAUUUCUAUAUAUAGGGUGCCUACAUUCUGCAUGGACUGGUUGCACGGCAACAUGUGCAGAUGGCUUUAGAUACCUAUUAGGUCCAUAAAUUACCAUAUAGCAUAUACUCAACACAAAAAAACAGCGACAAUUUGUUGUUGACAAAGGACAGCUGGACAUAUAAAGGGCCCCAUUACCUUCAGUAGCUUAGGGCCUCAUCAAACCUAAAUCUGGCCCUGACCGUGCUGGUGGGGCCCAAUCUGAGCAGACCCUGAUCCAAAGUGCUAUAAGGAGGUCAAGAUGGGGCUGAAGAUUCCAGGCACCCAACACACUUAUUGCCUUGCUUUGGGCGCAAAACAUGCAAUAGAACCCGCUGUCUUUGCUGCAGUUUCAGUCUUCCUUUUUAAUCAUUUUUAUUAGUUUUUGCAUAUAUUUUCCAAACAAAACUUCACAUCACAUCAUCCACAUUUUGGUUAUUAUAGCCUGAGACUUCCGUCAAUCCUGUCUAGUGAUUUUCAAAUUUGUUAUCUGAUCUUGCAUUUUAUUGUUAUAAUUAAUGCUUUUAAACUUCGUUUCCUAAUGAUUUCCUUCCUAAAUCAUUUUAGAAUCAUUUAUAUAGUCCUCCUUACAAAACUUAUUGUAAACCUACAAGCGAUGUUACAUUAAUGCUAUUGCCUUUCAAAUAAAUCAUAUAUUUCUUUCAAUCCUUAAGGAAGUCCUGGUUUUUCUGGUUCCGAAUUCUCCCAGUCAACAGUUCUUCAUACACCAUCAGUUUUAUUUGCCACUCCUCCUUUGUUGGUAAUUCUUCCUGUUCCCAUCGUUGGGCUAAUAGUACUCUCGCUGCUGUAGUUGCGUAUCAAAACAAGUUUUUAUCCUGUCUAUUAAUUUCUGUACCUACAAUACCAAGUAAAAAUGCUCCUGGUUUUUUCACAAAUGUAUAUUUCAACAUUUUCUUCAUCUCAUUAUAUAUCAUUUUACUUUCUUACGAGCCCACCAUAUAUGGUAAAAGGUACCUUCUUUUUCUUUACAUUUCCAACAUUUAUUGCUUACUUUAUACAUUUUGGCUAACUUUACUGGUGUUAUGUACCAUCUAUACAUCAUUUUCAUUACAGUGGUACCUCUGGUUGCAAAUGGGAUCCAUUCCGGAGGCCAGUUCACAACAUGAAAAGAGCGCAACCCGCAGCGGCGCGUCUGCGCAUGCGCGGGUUGUGAUUCGCCGCUUCUGCACAUGCCCGUGAUGUCAUUUUGUGCUUCUGCGCAUGCGCGAGCGGCGAAACCCGGAAGUAACCCUUUCCGGUACUUCUGGCUUGCCGCGGGACAUAACCUGAAAGAAAGUAACAUGAAGCGGACGUAACAUGAGGUAUGACCGUAUGUUUUCUUUCAAAGCAUUACACGCUGUAAAGUUUAAACCUUCUUUCCAUAGCUUUUCCCAAUCUUCUAAUUGUAUAUUGUAACCAAAUUCUUUAGCCCAAUGUAUCAUUGCUGACUUAACCUCUUCAUCUUUCACAUGCCAUUCCAAUACAUGCAGUUUCAGUCUUCCAUCCUGCGGACCAACGGAACAGUAAUACUAUUGUUAACAAAGUGGUGGGCGCAGGACUGGAAAUGGUGCAGCUGGGUACAUGGCGGCUGGUGGCAUUCAGGGCCUCGAGGGUUGUGUUGGGAAACACACAACAUCUUUCAAGGCGUCCGGCCCAACAAGAACCUUGGCAUUUACGGUUUCCCAUUGUGUCCGUAUGAUCUAGCGCACAGACCCUUGUUUCAUUCCUUGGCUGUGCAAAGCUGGGCCAGGCCUCGGCGGUUCUGUCCGCCCAUUGUUCUAAAGGACAACAACAACAAACAAGAAGGGAGCUUGUGGGAAUAUUAAGCAGCUAGCGUAGGAUGAGGGAGCAUUUUUAUUGCCACUGGAGCCCUUGCCCCGAGUUGUGUCUGCUUUCAGAAAUGCAAACCUCCGACGUGUUGCGCCCAAAAUCCUCCAUUCCUGCUAAUGCUGAACUCAGCUGCUAACAUGCCGACAGGAUUGGAACCGUACCAGGGCCAGUGGGAAAUGAGAGGAAGGGGUCAACCUUCUCGGAUGGAUCUUGAGACAGGCAGAAGUUUAGGAAACAGAAACGUCCAAUUGGGCAUCACUCAGCCAGCCUAAUAAGGGCAGAGCAUGCACAGAUGUCUUUAGGAGCCUCUGAAUGUUGAGUUUCAGUUGGGAAAGCAAAAUGGAGAAGGGGAGAGGGGAUCUCUGUGCUUGAUCCUGUAGCAGUUCAUAAAAUCCUGGCUGGUUGAAGCCAUGUACAGGAAUAAAGAAAGGGGGGGGAGUCCAUCUCCCCCACUUUCAAUCAAGUCCAGCUGAACAAUUAGCCUCUCCCAGAGGAGAAUAUUAAGAAUAUUAAGAAUAGCAGAAGCAGUCGAGAAGGAAGAAGAGGAGUUCAGGAUUUUUUUUGAAAAAAACCCCAAUAUUUCCAAAAUAAAUAUAUAAGUUGUCUGUCUUUGAUUCUUUUACGUGGUAUUUUAAUGUAUUGCGGUACUUCAUGUAUUGUGAUUUGCCCUUAUUUUUAUUGAUCAUGGUUUAGUAAUUAUUUAUUGUUAAUAGGGAAUUUCUGUUUCAUUAUUACUUGCUGGUGUUUUAUGAGCUAAUUUUAUUGUGUACUAUUAUAUUCUAAUAGAUUAUUGAAUAUUGUUAUUGUUUAGUCACUUAGUCGUGUCCGACUCUUCGUGACCCCAUGAAAGAGUCGGACACGAGUAAACGACUAAACAACAACAACAAUAUUCAAUAUUCUAUUGAAUAUGACUUUAUUUAAUAUAAGCCGUUCAUUUUAAAGUUAUGUUUUAUUAUGAUUUUUUGUAUUGGAUCAGGUUAUUAUAAGGUGUGUGUUGUUUGUUGUAUAUUUUGUUGCUGUAAACUGCCCUGUCUAUAGAAUGGCGGUAUACAAAUUAAAAGUGAAAAUAAAUUGAAAAAUUCAUGCCAAUGUGGUGCCCUCUCACUGUACUCCCAUUGCCCCCGUCAUUGGUCAUUCUGGGUGGGGGCUGAUGGGAGUUGUAGUCCAAAAUGUCUGACAGGCAUUGGCUUGCCCUGUGCUAGGGUGCAAGGAUGUAGGGCAGCAUAUUGGUGAAUGUCACACAUUAGAUCUGUAAUGUGCAUUUAGAGCACAGGACCUCCUUCAAAGAAAACUAGGAACUGUAGUUUCACCCUCACAGAGCUACAAUUCCCAGCCCCCUUAAACAAACUGCAGUUCCGGGGAUUCUUUGUGUGGGGGCGAGUCAUGUGCUUGAAAUGCACAUUGAACGGUGUAAACCAUGGGUAGGCAACCUAAGGCCCGGGGGCCGGAUCCGACCCAAUUGCCUUCUCAAUCUGGUCCAUGGACGGUCUGGGAAUCAGCGUGUUUCUACAUGAGUGUGGUUUUUUUUUUCAUUUUUAUGGUUGGAAGGGACCCCAAGGGUCAUCUAGUGCAACCCCCUGCAAUGCAUGAAUGGGUCCUUUUAUUUGAAAUGCAUCUCUGGGUUAUUUGUGGGGCAUUCGUUCUGUUUUUUUUUCUUCCAAAAUAUAGUCCGGCCCCCCACAAGGUCUGAGGGACAGUGGACCGCCCCCCUGCUGAAAAAGUUUCCUGACCCCUGGUGUAAACCCAGCAGUUGCUUGGUGUGUGUUUCUGAAUGUCAGCAUUCACACAUUAGAGCGGUCGCUGUUGUUUCCCGCAUUGUACAAAAGGGUACAAUUUAAGGUGUGUGUGUGCGCAUCUGCACCUGUAUUUUCUUUCAAAGGGCACAUUUCUAUAUUGCACCAUUCAGAAAAGAGCAAAAUCCAAAGGAUAACUAUAUUCCGAUCUGCACAACAGGCCAGAAAUUUUGCACUCAGUCAGUUUGCAUUGGAAAUUGCAAAUUCCUCCAUCAUCCCUGCUCACAGAAUAUCUUUUGUGGACGAGGAGAAACAGUGCUGUUCAGGCUGAUAUUUUUGUCAGGCUGCCUGCAAUGCAUUCUUGUUCAGCACUGUACAGGGGUGUGUGUGUGUUUUUUUAAUUUAUAGGUGUAUAUGUAUGCUGGUCUAUGACUGCAAUAAAGAUUUGGAGGUGUAUAUCUUUAUGACAUAAUCUUAGCCUCUGCGAUGUGUCCCAUUUGGAUGGGAAAAGCUGGGUAGAAAUGGAGGCAAUAAAUAAAACUUAUCUACGCACCAGGGGAUGAAAUCGCUGAUGGAAAUAAAAUGUAUACACGGGCAGCAGUUGUGCAUGGACUAUAUCCUUCAGCGUUUGGUUUAAAUAUCUUUAGUUCCUUCCUCUAUAUCAUUUUUAUUGUUUAAUGUUAAGUUUUAUGGGGGGACAUGGAGCUGAAAAGAUCAGCGCAGUCGGGAUUGGCACCCAGGGCCGAAAUUACCCUUCUGGGCAAUGCAGAAGUAAAAUCGCAUUGCUGGUGAGGGGAGGGUGCCUUUUUCCCAGGCAGCAGGGGAGCUUGCCAGAAAGCGGACUCACAGCUCCUCCAUCAAUUACAUCAUCCUGCCUUGCAGGGGGAAUGAGUCAUCCAGAGAGGCUGCUGAGUUUCUCGUCCCUGGGCACCAGGGAGCUGGCUCUAAUGCCCAGCGCACGCUUCCCAGGGGGAGGCCUGGUGCCUGGAGGCGUUUGUUAUUUUGCCGUCAAAGAGCAGUGCGCGUGUCAAUGCAGAACACACUUCCUCAGAUAAUAGCUGCAGCCUCCGUCUGCGGCUCAGGUUAGCAGCUCACGUAAAUAUGGUGCAGUGGAAGGGAUCAGAGGAGCCACUGCCAUCUUCAACUUGGUGCCCUCCAGAUGUUUCCUCCUCCCCCCUUUUUAUUAUUACAGCUCCCAUCCUCUCUGACCAUUGGGCAUUGUGGCUGGGGCUGAUGGGAGUCUGAGUUAGAGGCAGGCGAAUCUGCCAGUUUGGGUUUCUCAUGUUUUUCUAAAGAUAAGUUCAGUUCUCCACAUUAGUUUGCAAUUUAAAACACACACACACACACACCCCACACACACCACAAGUCCUCAUGGAAAUCCACCAACAUUUUAAUGUGAAUUUCCCCAAAUAUACACAUUUUUGUGUGCAGUUUUGUUUUGCCUACUAUACACAUUUUUGCACAGAGCUUUCCUCAAAUAGAAUGCAUUUCGCAUGUUAAUGUCACUUAUUAUAUGCACUCCUAUGCACACUUUACAUCUUUAUACACAUUACCUGGCUGGGGAAUUAAUUUUGAAGGGAAUGCCCAUUAGGUGGAUUCACCUUUAAAUGCAAGCUGGAUCUAGGUUCUUCCCCCAUCCCUAUUGUAAUACAAAACAUCAAGAAGGGAUCAGAUUGGGAAAGGCUGAACCAAACCUAAUGUAGCACUUUCACCAACAUGGGAAAGACUGUAGCUUAGUGGGGGUGCAUCUUCCAGCAUGCAGAAGGUCUUGGGUGUGAUUGUCAGCAUCUCCAGGUACGGCUGGGAGAGACCACUGCCCCAAACCCUGCUGCCAGUCAGUGUAGAGUAGACUGUACUAAGGUAGAUGAAUCACUGGUCUGAUUCAGUCUAAUUUGGUAUAAGCCAGUUUCCUUGUUGUUGUUGUUUAGUCGUUUAGUCGUGUCCGACUCUUCGUGACCCCAUGGACCAGAGCACGCCUGGCACUCCUGUCUCCCGCUGCCUCCCGCAGUUUGGUCAAACUCAUGCUGGUAGCUUCGAGAACACUAUCCAACCAUCUUGUCCUCUGUUGUCCCCUUCUCCUUGUGCCCUCCAUCUUUCCCAACAUCAGGGUCUUUUCCAGGGAGUCUUCUCUUCUCAUGAGGUGGCCAAAGUAUUGGAGCCUCAGCUUCAGGAUCUGUCCUUCCAGUGAGCACUCAGGGCUGAUUUCCUUAAGAAUGGAUAGUUUUGAUCUUCUUGCAGUCCAUGGGGCUCUCAACAGUCUCCUCCAGCACCAUAGCCAGUUUCCUAGGUUCCUAUAUAAUUCAGAACCAUGAGGACCCUUACUUCCCUUUUAAGGAGAGUGCCAUAAGCUCAGACUAAAUAAUAAUAAUAAUAAUAAUAAUAAUAUUUAUACCCUGCCCUCCCCAGCCAAGACCGGGCUCAGGGUGGCUAACAACCAAUAAUAAAAACAAGUUGAUUAAAAUACAACAUUAAAACAUUAAAAUGGAGCCUCUUCACAGGAGGAGAAAGGAAAAAAGAAAGGGGGGGGGGAGGGAAUCAAAUUGAUUCUAAGCCAAAGGCCAGGAGGAACAACUGUGUGCUGCGUUGAGUCCUAAGUAUGCCCAGGUGUCCUGAUCCACCGGCUUAUGGGAGUGGUUUGGUGCAGGUAUCUUCUUCUUCUUCUUUGGCGAUCCCUCGUAGCUGAAUAAGAUUGUCUUCCAUAAACACGGUUUUAACAGUGAGUCCAUAAGUGACUGUGGAGGCCAGUUCUGGAUCCACAUGUCCUUCCACAGUGGGGACAUUGGUUUCUGGGUGGGAGUUGAUCACGGUGUGGAUUUGCCAAGCGUGCCUUCCUCUUAGCACGUUUCUUCCUUGCAUCCUGAGUUCAAGCUUCUUCGAAGCUCAUGACACCUUUGGUAAAAGCUGUUCUCCAAGUGGAGCUCUCGCAGGCCAGUGUUUCCCAGUUGUCAGAUUUUAUGCUACAUUUUUUUAGAUUUGCCUUGAGAGAGUCUUUAAACCUCUUUUGUUGACCACCAGCAUUACGAGGAUGCAGGGACACCAAACAAGGAUGCUUUAUUAAAGAAAGGUGUAGACUUACAGCAAAGCAGCCUGCCUUUGCAGAUGCCAGAUGAUCACUGUAGCAAGGAAAUGGCGUGUCCACACCCACCCAAACAAGCAUGCAGACAUUAUUUAUACACAAAGCAGCAUACGUCACUUUGUCCAGAACUGCCCAUUACUUCACUUGACCAGUUGAGGGCAUAGGUGGCAAAUAGCCAAAAUCUUACAGGUAGCUCCCCUUUUCUGGACUCACAGUCCAGCAUCCCAAGGAUAACAUCACAACAAGCCAAUUGCUUUAUAUCAAAGCAAGUGAUUGUAAUCACACCUGAGUUCAUUGCUGCUACAACAACUGCCAGUUAAUUGGGAGGUUAUCUUGAUUAUCAAGAUGACAUCAGCAAAGCUUUUGUUGUUGUUUUUUUAAAUGAUAUUUAUUAAAAUUUCAAAAGAAAAAGAUUACAUUAAUAAGAAAAAUAACAAUAAAGAAAGAAAAAUACAAAAUACAAGGAAGAAAAAACAGUUAAAAACAAUUCCAUCUUUUCAUCACUUCUCUUACGUUUACUUGUUUCCCAGACUUCCUCAUACCUCCCUCUUUUGUAUUCCAAUUCAAUUUGUUAGUUCAGCAAUUCCUUUCCCUCCUUUUUAAUCCUGAUCUUUAAUCUUGAUAUAUUAUAACAUUAAAUUUUUACAUAUUAAAAACCAAUUUUUCCAUAUUCUUUUAUAUCAGCAAAGCUUUUACAUCAGCAAAGCUUUUGGAACAGAUCAUCUUCGGUUCAACACAGCAGGUAGGAAUGUCCUGCCUUUCCAUGAGCCAGCUGGACCAUCCGUAGCGUCCGGCGCGCAAAUUAUCUGGUGGUCUCCUUUUGCAGGUGGGAGAGGAACUUAAGGAAGAGGGAGAAAGCAUCCCAGGUGUUUGAGCUGGAGGCUGCUGAAGAGAUAAAGUCAAGGGAAUUAGGUCACCCUCUAAGGGCAGGCAAGGCUGUAUAUGUUUCAGCGCUGCAGAUGACAAAGCAGAGUUUCAGACAGGGCGCUGCAGAAAGGCUUCAGCCAGGGAUGCUAAUGAGAGCCCUGGAAAAAAAAUAUAGGGCAGAGAUCUGUACGGUAUUCGCCUUUCCCUACUCCUCUACCCCGCUGCUCACAGACAGAUUUCACCUUGAAAUUGUUGGUGCACCAGAUAGCAUCUAUCCCAGCAAUUUCGCCUGCAAAGGAAAACUAUUUGCAUUAUUUAACAAGACGCUGGAUGAGGGAGCCUGUCAGCACUUAACAUCAGAAGAGUCCUUCUGGGUCAUGCCAAGGCCCAUUUGGUCCAGCAUUCUGUUCUCACAGUGGCCAACCAGAUGCGCAUGGGGUGCCUACAAGCAGAGCAUGAGUGCAACAUCGCUCUCCCUGCAUGUGGUCCUCAGUAACCGGUAGCUCAGUCUAGCCUACCUUGCAAGGCUGUUCUGAGUGCAAAACGGGAAGGGAGAGAACAACAUACACCGUAUUUUUCGCUCCAUAAGACGCACCUGACCAUAAGACGCACCUAGUUUUUAGAGGGGGAAUGCAACAAAAAAAUAUUCUUUAAAGGGAGCGCUGAGCAGAGCCUGUAUGCAUCCCAUGCUCUGCUCAGCGCUCCCUUUCACGAGCCGUGUGGAGCGUGUGUGCGGUUCUUGCAGGCUUUUCCCCGAGGAGGGAGAAGGACAGCCCAUCACUGACGGGCUGCCCUUCUCACUCCUCGGGGAAAAGCCCCCAAGAGCCACGCUCCCUUUAAAGAGCUGUGUGGAGUAUCUGUGCGGCUCUUGGGGGCUUUUCCGGGAGGUGGGGGAAAGGGACUGGGGGCUAUCCGAGAAGCCAGAACAGCAAGAGGGAGCGCUGCGCAGCAAUCCCUCUUGCUGUUCUGGCUUUUGGGAUAGCUGCACAGCCUGCAUUCGCUCCAUAAGACGCACACACAUUUCCCCUUACUUUUUAGGAGGGAAAAAUUGUGUCUUAUAGAGCGAAAAAUACGGUACAUGGCGUUGAGACCUGUGAAGGGAAACUGGGAAACUGGAGUAUCGUAAGUGUGGAUGAUUAGUUGAUAAAUGAACUAGCCACGGGGCAGAGUGGACUUGUACAGUACAGGGUUGCCUGUUUUGGUUUACAGACGUCUAAGCAACAUAGGUCCAAGGUACCUUAGGGACCACCCAGUCACUGAGAUCAUCCCCUGAGCUGGCAAGGCUCAUCAGCAGACACCUUCUGCUACAACCUAUAAAUGCUGGCUGGAAACUUCUCUAUGUUGCCAAGCUUAUGCAGGCUGUUAAGAUAACAUCUAUCUGCCAAAACCCCUAUGUCCCUAUUUUCCAGGGACAGUCCCAGAUUUUCAGUGGGUUCUUAUUUGAUCCCGGAAUGUCGUGCUUUUCCUUAAGGCAUCCCUAUUUUCAUUGGAGAAAUGUUGGAGGGUAUGGAGUCAUCUGAUCCCCCGAGCCAUCUGAAGGCAGCCCUGUAUAGGGAAGUUUUUCAAUGUUUAAUGUUCCGUUAUUUUGUUAUAUAUGUUUGAAGCCACCAAGAGUGGCUGGGACAACCCAGUCAGAUGGCUGGGGCAUAAAUAGUAAAAUAAUAAUAAUAAUAAUAAUAAUAAUAAUAAUAAUAAUAAUAGAAUAAAAGGUAAAGGGACCCCUGACCAUUACGUCCAGUCAUGACCCACUCUGGGGUUGUGGCACUCAUCUUGCUUUAUUGGCCCAGGGAGCCGGCGUACAGCUUCUGGGUCAUGUGGCCAGCAUGACUAAGCCCCUUCUGGCGAAACCAGAGCAGCGCACGGAAACGCCAUUUACCUUCCAGCCAGAGCGGUACCUAUUUAUCUACUUGCACUUUGAUGUGCUUUCAAACUGCUAGGUUGGCAGGAGCAGGGACCGAGCAACGGGAGCUCACCCUGUUGCGAGGAUUUGAACUGCCGACCUUCUGAUCAGCAAGUCCUAGGCUCUGUGGUUUAACCCACAGCGCCACCCGCGUCCCUAAUAAUGGAAUAGGAUGUACCUAUUUUCAUUGGAGAAAUGUUGGAGGGUAUGUGUAUGUAAUGGUCAGCGGAUCUCCAAUUUUAAAUGUUUAUGCUGUUUUUAUUGCAUAUGCAUAUGGUUGUCACAGACCGCUUUGGUUUUGUUUUUAAUGAGCAGUGGCACACCAAUAUUUCCAGAAAUAAAAAUAAAUAAAAUCCAGCAGCACUUGAAUGGGGGAGAUGCCUGCUUCUUCUUGACGAGAGAGGCCGUGAGCAUUUUACCAAGCUUUUGUCUGAUAGUUUAGCGAGAAAGACACUUUGGUUGCUGGCUGUAUUUCACCGUAUUGAUUUCCAGCGCCUGGGAAGCAAAAGCUAUCAAUCCUUCCUUUCAAAAUGUUCCUUUGGCUGUGAUGAAAAGGGAAACAAUUCUAUAAGGGAUGGAAAUUUGUUGCAGAUCUCUCUCCCCCCCCCCCAUCAUUUUCUCCUUUAAGCCUUAAAAGGAGAGGUCUUCCACCAGCUAUUACUUGUACCAAGGGUCUUUUUUUUAAUUGUGCAAUUGGACACAAAAUGUGCAGUUGGAAAGUUGAUAAUGUGCAGCUUGAAGAAGGAUGGCAAGAGGAAUUAGACGUGCUAGGCGUAAGCGUUUAUUAAGCCCUUAAAUGGCAGGCAGUGCUAGAGACAGCAGGUACAGAAAUUAGAUGAAGGUAGAAUGAGCCCAAUUUCUACAGUUAAAUUACUCAAACCAUGUUAAAACACUGUUUUCUUUGUGGCCAGAACCUCCUCCUCUUCACCUUCACCUCCAGGCAGGUAAUGUUUUGUCACAGAUUGGAAAUCUUCUUAAAAGUGUUCCCCGGGUGGUUUUUUAAUUUUUGCAGCAGGGGUGGGGGGGCAUUCAUAAAUGAAUCAUCACUGUACAGUAGAUAAGAACUACCAACUUCUAUGGAGAAACUACCCUUGGAAAAGAGUGUGAGCUAGGAGCCCAAAAUGCUUUGUGUCCAUUCAGCUUCUUGCUUCCUCUAGUGUUCGGUGUGUGGUGGGGAAUUUGGUUUUUCGGAACAAAAACAAAAACGCACAUGACUCGCACCUGGCUCCAUGCCUAUGACAUCAUCUUGAAAGCCUUCCUAGUCUGCUUUCUAAACCUGUCAAUAUGCUUCCCUCAGCUCCAAUUGGAUGAGAUUUGGGAGCUGAAGUAGCGGGUUGCUUCCUUCUGAGAAGCGGAGCGCCAAAGUUGUUGAAAGCCAAAUAUGGUGCAUGGGUUUUAAAAUGAUUCGCACAUCUUUCCCUCCUUCUUUGGCCCCUUGUCUAGUGGUGUUGUAUAUGUGAUAAAGGGUGAAGGUAUCUUCCUUUGCUUGCCCCUCUGCUAGUUUGAGUUUGUUGGUUAGAUUUUCUAAUAGGGUGGUUUCCCAUACAUUUUGGUCCCAUACUCACUCCUUUUUUUGUUACACAAGAGAAAAUCUUUAAUAUUAUUAUUAUUAGUAGUAUUAUUAUUAUUACAGUCAUACCUCAUGUUAUGUUUGCUUCAUGUUACGUUUUUACAGGUUGUGUCCCGCGGCAACCCAGAAGUACCGGAAAGGGUUACUUCUGGGUUUCGCUGCUCACUCAUGCGCAGAUGCGCAAAAUGACUUCAUGCGCAUGCGCAGAAGUGGUGAAUUGCAACCCGUGCGGGUUGCGUUCCUUUCAUGUUGUGAAUGGGCCUCCGGUUUGCAACCAGAGGUACCACUGUAUUAUUAUUAUUAUUAUUAUUAUUAUUAUUAUUAUUAUUUUAAGGAUCACUCUUCCCAUCAAAAGGAGUGGUUUUGAUUUGGGACAACACUGCAACAAAGUACACAGCAGCAUCUAGCAAAUGCAUUUUUCACCAUUACUUGGAGAACUGCGCCACAAAAUUGGGAGGAGGGUGAAUGUUUGUUUAAAAAAAUGUGAACUGAAUUGAAUGUCUCCUCUGCCCACUAAUCCAUAUUUAUGAUGCCUUUCUUUGGGAAUCUGAGAAGAAAAUGAUUCUUUCUUCUUUUAAUGAAAUGUCUCCUUCUGAAUGAACAUUCCCCAGCAUUUGAGAUCUACCACUCAGGCACUCUGCAGAAUGACAGUGUUGGAAGGGAACCCCAGGGCUCAUCCAGUCCAACCCCCUGGCAAUGCAGGAAUCACAGCUAAUACGUGAAGCUAAAACAGGAAGUGACUCCUCCUUCCACACACGUCAGAUACAAAACAGGUCAUAUUUUAUUGUCUUUUGAGGGGCCCAAACUGUUAUCGGUGGCCUCCUUCUCACUUUACCGGCCAAGCCUCUGUGAUUCGAGUGUGGAAUACUGCUUAAUUCCAUGUUGCAUCGCACAUGAUAGAUCACAAGGAGGCUGAUGAAGUUCUCCCUCAGGAAGGCUGACAGAAAACAGACAGGUACACAAGCGAUGCCUGGAGGAUAUGGUUGAUUAAACCAUCAGGCUUGCUCAAGAGCUGACAGUCACGCUUCCUGAGCUUUGACAGUUUUUGAGUCUUUUAACAGUUCACUUCCUCGAAUAACAAAACAGAAAGCAGUUUUUCUGCUGGAAGUAUUCAGCCGGGUUGCUCAAUGAGUCUUUUACUGACGUAUGCCAUAUUUUAAAAAGCCUAUUCUGAUAAAUGUCAGUGUGGUGUGGUGGGUAGAGGGUUGGACUCAGGUUCAAAUCCCCACCCAUGAAGCUCACUGUGUGACCUUCGGCCAGUCACAGAACCACAGAACCACAGAAUUGUGGAGUUGGAAAGGACCACAAGGAUCAACCCGUUGCUAUGCAUGAAUCUUUUUGCCCAAUGUGGGACUCGAACCCACAACUCUGUUAUCCCAGGUGCUCAUGCCCUCUCAGCCUUACUUAACCCACAAGGUUGUUGUGAGGGUAAACUUGGGGUGGCUGGGAGAACUAUCUGUGCCGCCUUGAGCUCCUUAGAGGAAAAGUGGGAUUUAAAUGAAGAGUGGGACCAUCAAAAUGUUGCUAAGAGCCUCAUCUGCACGAUGCAUUUAAAGCAGUACUGCUCCACUUUAAGCAGCCAUGGUUUUCCCCCUCCCCAAGAAUCCUGGGAACUGUAGUUGUGUGUGCAUGUGGGUGUGUGAGAGGAGAAGGUUUGUCACUGGCCUAAGAUUUCCCAGGGUGCUUCACGGGUGGAGCUGGAUUUGAACCUGGGUCUUCCCAGUCUUAGUCCAGCACCCAAAUCCUGGGCGGCCCAACUUUUCCUACCAAGUGGGCCACAAGAGUACAUCAACACAGAACCCAUGGGCCGCACACUGCCUUGUUGAAUGGGUGUGGGAGGGAGCCCAAAAUUUCACACACACACACACACACACACACACACACACAACCAGCGCUGAUGCUGCUUUCCCAAAACCAGUUAAGUGAGGUGCCAGGCUUUGGGAAGGAGGUGUGAGGCUCUGGCAAAGUCCUAGAGCCCUCCCACCUCCUUCCCAAAGCUGGGGAAGUGCUAAUUUUCUGAGCUGAGCUUUGCCAUUUUCUGUGAGAAAAACAUGGAAUGGAGUUGAGAGAUGACCUAACCUGGGGAGAAAACAGCAAAGACCUGAUGAAGAGAGCACAGCAGAGGUUAUAUUUUCUGAGAAUCCUCCGGAAAAACAAUCUCUCAAAGGACCUGUUGAUGGCAUUUUACCAUUGUACUGUGGAGAGUGUAUUAACUUAUGGUCUGUGUGUGUGGUUUGAGAGAUGCACGGUCAGGGGAAAAAACAAUGCUGUCCAGGAUUAUAAAGACUGCGGAGAGAAUAAUUGGGUGCACUCUUCCCACCUUGGAUCAAAUCUAUGCUUCCAGGUGCCAUAAGAAAGCUGUAGAGAUAGCGCAGGAUAGUGCGCACCCCGGAAAUGAUCUCUUUCAGCUUCUGCCUUCUGGAAGAAGGUACAGGGUUAUAAAGACUAGGACUAGCCACCUGAGAAACAGUUUCUACCCAAAUGCGAUUUUGGUUUUAAACACAGUGUAAGGAGUCUCUAUGGGAGUAUAUUGUAUUUAAAAAUGGGGUAUCAGAGUUUUUAGGGGGCUAACCAGGUUGGGAUAGCUGCGAUAACAGGCUUGUUGGUUUUUGAAUGUCUUAUAUCAAUUUUUCAAUUUUGUUGUUCUGUAUAGGACAAUGACAAUAAAGAUUAUCGUAUCGGAAGCUGCCUUAUACAGAGUCAGUGCAUUGGUCCACCUAGAUCAGUAUUGUCAACACUGGCUGGCAGCAGCUCUCCAGGAUUACUGGCAGGGGUCUGGAGAAGCCAGGGAUUGGAUCUGGGACCUUGUGCAAGCAAAGCAGUUGCUCUUCUGUUGAGCUGCAGCUCUUUCCCAAAGCAAGCUAUGGAUAGUUCCCCCACCACCACCCUGAUAUUUACAAAUGUAAUGUGACAAGCUAAACUGUUAACAUACUUAUGGAAAUGACCAGAAUACAAUUUGCUUAAUGGCUUUGUUGCGGCCGUUCCAGUUAAAGCCAGUGGAAGGAGUGAAAGCUUCAUCCUGGAUCUGCCUGCUGUUGCCUUGGCUACCUCUAAAUGAAAUUGCACAGAUUCCCAAGACUCUAGUCCUUCAGUCUAAACCACUGAGCCUCUUGGGCUUGCCAAUCAGAAGGUCAGCGGUUCGAAUCCCCACGACUGUGUGAGCUCCCAUUGCUCUGUCCCAGCUCUUGCCAACCUAGCAGUUCGAAAGCACGCCAAUGCAUGUAGAUAAAUAGACACCACUGUGGCAGAAAGGUAAAAGGCAUUUCCAUGUACUCUGGUUUCUGUCACAGUGUUCUGUUGCACCAGAAGUGGCUUAGUCAUGCUGGCCACAUGACCCGGAAAGCUGUCUAUGGACAAACACCAGCUCCCUCGGCCUGAAAGUGAGAUGAGCGCUGCAACCCCAUAGUUGCCUUUGACAGGACUUAACCUAUGCAUACUAUCUUAAGUAGACUGCUGCUUCCUCCUAGGGAUGCUCCUCUCAGGCUCUUCUUUUCCUGUUCUUAAGUUUGGGUCUCCACAUUUGCCCAGCAGCCAAAAGAUCAGAGCAGCAAAUCUGCUCCACUUCCCAGUGGGGAGGAGUUGCGGUGGACCACGUGGCCACUUAGUCCCCCAUUGCCCGGGGGGAUUCUGGCCACGUCAGAGCCUGGCCAGCCAAUCCGCUGGCUGGGAGGGCAUGGCCGCGACCAUUUAAACGGAGGCGCAAGCUGGAGGACUUCCUCUUUGGCUCGCUUCCUCAAUCAUCCGCCCUCCCUCCCUAUUUUGCAGGUUUAGGCACAGGCCUUGCUAUGGACCUCGGUUGGUCACCGUUGAGGGGCCUGGUAGGAAUUUUUCCACUUGGCAAAUUGGCACUGGCCAUGUGGUUUUCGCCUACCUUGUAGCAGUCGUCACAACUUUGUUAGAGUUGUGGUUAGGCAUUGUUUGACCUUGUGAUGGGGGAGGGGAGGUGUGGCCAUCACCUGCCCCUCCAAGCUUAAGGGUAUUCCAUUAAAGGAAUCUGGGGGUGUUGAUCUUGUCUGAAGCUCGAGUCGGGGGCUAGGGCCACGACACGACCCCGAUGGGAACACCAAGGGGAGCUCGAGUUGGUCUGCAUCGACAGGGCUCCCCCUUCCAGCGGUUUACCCUUACCAGACUUCCUGCGCAGCGGGCAGGAGUCAGAUAUAGUCAGGUCCAUUCAAUGCCUAAACCUAAUACUGCUCACAUUCUGUAAUAAAUAAAGUUGUGGCCAAAUUUGCCCAAUAACAUUAACCUAAUAUCCGUGUCCUUGUGUGUGUUAUUUCUAAACGAGAGGGUGGCUUCGGGGUCUUGAUGCGAAAAUGAGGAUCUGACAUCUAGCCGGAGGGAGACUCUGUGGCAACCACCUCAGUGCCAAAAAAGGUUAAUAAUAAUAAUAAUAAUUCGUUUAUAUGUCGCCCGUCUGACUGAGUUGCCCCAGCCACUCUGGGCAGCUUCCAACAAAUUAAAACAUCAAACUAUUCCCCUUCCCUCUGUUUUUCCUUUCAAAAAGUUGCCAUGGGAAGAAUAUAUUUCUCCGUUCUUCUUUUCCUCCAUAGGGUACCGGGAAGGAUUUCUCUGGAAGAGGGGCCGUGACAACGGGCAGUUCUUGAGCAGGAAAUUCGUGCUUUCAGAACGGGAAGGUGCCCUGAAGUAUUACAACAAAAAUGACGUAAGAGAAUGGGGGCUGGUUCCAAGGGGCUGGUCCUUUUUUCAGUUUUGAAUAGCUAGCAGGUCACGUAAUGGGGCCACGAGGCUCCUGUUGCUUCUUCUUUUUUUGAAAUCAUUUUUAUUGGUUUUACAAAUACAAAGUAUAAAUAAACACAAACUAGUAAAAACAUAUCUGUAUAAGGAGAUUCCCCGGAUCUCGAGACUUCCCCUCAUCCCCUCCAUGGGGGUCUCAAAUUAAACAUCUACAACUGCAUAUUCAUAUGUACUCCAGUUUUUAUAUCAAACCAUAUUAUCCAUAAUAAUUUUUACACUACAAGUGGGUCAAAAUCCUGCUCUUGUUUCCAUCUGCUUACAAUGGUCUCCUGCUAUUAUUUUUAAUGAAAAAAUUAUUGGAUUAUACAUUUUUGUCAUAUUACAACACAUCAGAUCAUCAAACUCAACAAGAUACAUUUCCCCAGUCCCCUCCCCACAACUUCCCUCAACUUCCUCUUCUGGUCCUCCCCCCAUAAUAACUCCCCCUGCUUUCAGAUAUCUUCAUAUGGUAUCUCUAUAUUAAUUGCUUACAUUGGUCUCCUAAUUAACUUAUAAUCCCCCCCCCUUUUAUAACUUCUUGGUUUCUGAGUUUUCCAGUCAGCUUUGCCAUCUUGCCAUAGUCCAUCAGCUUGGUUUGCCACUCCUCUCUGGUAGGGACGAGACUAGUGAUGCUUAUUCACCAACACCUUGCUACCUCAUUUUUAUCACUUACGUAGCACCAUCGGGGGGCUGUGCCAUUGUGUGGAGCACACCAAGGAAGGUCUCAGCCCCAAGGAACUUCAAAUCUAAAAUCUGACACGGGGAAGCAGCAGUGAAAGGCAGGGGGGAGGAACCUUCCUUGGACCGAGGGCCAGACCCCCACCUGGUCCAUCUUCUGGGGUCCAUGUGCUGGUGAUGGGAGGGGCGAGAGGCAAAAGUGUGCAGGGGAGGGGAACUUGUCACUGCAGGAAGAGGAGACACCCAUGCCUCUUCACCAGCCUGACUCAUCUCUGCCUCUUGGCCCCGCUCCUCUCCUGCUUCUGCCUCUGAUUCUGGACUGCUCUCUGCCACAGACUCUCCCAGCUCACUAAGCCCUGUCAUGCCUUCUGACACCUCCUCCCCCCCCCCAGCCUGCUCCCUCUGAGCAAUCAUCAUUGUCCCACCACCACUGCCCGGGCUCUGAGUCUUCUUCCCUGGGGGUUCCCCAGCUGGUUGCUCCCACCACUCCUCUAUGCCCAACCAGUCUGUGACGCUUGUGGACUUCCUGGAAAAGCAGGGACAGAUCCACAGCAUGCACUGAAACACAUCCAGCACACAUUUGAAACACACCACUCCCUUCCAGGAAUCCUGGAAACUGUAGCUUGCUGAGAGUUGUAUCUCUGUGAAGGUGAAACUACAGUUCCCAUGAUGCUGGACUAGGUAUGCCUUUGGUCUAAUCCAGCAGGGUCUCCUACCUGGGCUUGGUCAUGGGUGUAGUUGCACAGGCUGGGUGAGUCAAGUCUUGUUUCUGGCCCUUCUGACUUCCACAUGGGUUCACCCACAAGUUUGCUCAGAAUCUGGAGUCAUCAUCACUACCACGAAUCAGAACGCAACUUCUCCAAAAAGCCCGUCCUUAAGAAAGCCACAUGUUGGCCAUGCCCUGAAAAAUGGAGGUGUGGUUGCACCAGGGUUCCAUAGAAGUUACGUUGCAAGCCGUCCUCUUUUCCCAGGAAGCCAGUUUUAGAUACGACCACCUUUACCGCCCCUUUCUCCAGGGCAUUUCCAAGCUGCACUAUUGCACCCACCUACUCAGGAGUAAGCCCCAUUGAAAUCAGUGCUGUUUGCUUUCAAGUAGACAUGAUUUGGAUUACUCUGUCAAAGGGGAUUUCCCAGUGAGUGGGCUAAGAUGUUGCUGCUCUUUCUUUCACAUGGCUGAAGCCGUCUUGACCCUUGGGGAAGUGAAAGUCCACAGCAUUCCAUCAUGAACCACUGCUAUCUAAUUGGGUGUGGAAGAUGGGUGGAUUCCCCCUCUUCCCGGCUAUUUCAAAAGACUGGUCAUGGUGUUGAUCUCAUCCACCAUAAUAAAGGGAACUGUUCCGUGUAGAUAGAUAAAUAAAACUUUUUUCGCAUUAGCCAAUGGCCAUAGCAACAGUAAAACAUUACAGUAUGCGCAGAAAAGGAAAUUUGAUAUAAAAGCACAAUUUAAAGUUCCAUGUUGGUGAAUCCAUAUGUCAUUUAACUGAUUGUUGGCCUAGCCUACUUAUUUCCAUUUUUUAAUUGACUUAGGCAUUUGAGCUGCUGCCCCAGGCUGCACUUGUGCCAUACAUCUAACACAUACGUCACUUCCCCCAAAGAAUCCUGGGAACUGUAGUUAGUUAAAGGUGCUGGGAACUGUAAUUCUGAGGGGUAAACUACAGUUCCCAGGAUUCUUUAGGAGGAAGUCAUAUAUUAUAAAUGUAUGCCGUGUGCGCAACCACAGACCAAAUAUCUGGGAAUCUCCCAGGGAAAAGGACCAUAGAUCACUGAUAAGUAUUGUAUGCGUUUUGCAUGUAGAAGAUUCAACUCGUGGCAUCUCUAGUGAAGCAGAACAGAGUUUCAGGUUAUAUUGAGUGUUUUUCAAUAGAAUAAUAGAAUGCAUUGCAGGGGGUUGGACUAGAUGACCCUCAGAGUCACCUCUAACCCUACAAUUCUUUACCACUGUACAUUAUCAAGCUAAUUUUUUUUGGGGGGGGGGGACAGAGCACUUUUUUGCACAUUUCUCCGGGGUGUAUGUGUGUGGUCAGGCCCCCUUUGCCCUUCCUGGAGCUACUGGAUCAAGGCUGCACUCUCAGUAAAAGUGCUCUUUUGUUUUGAACGCCUGUGUUUUGCAGAGCAUGCUUGCUGCUUUCGCCUUGGCUUCUUACUGCUCUCGGUUUCCUUUCUCCCCCCCUCUCCCAGGCAAAAGAACCCAAAGCAAUCAUGAAGAUUGAGCACCUGAACGCCACUUUCCAGCCUGCCAAAAUCGGGAACCCGCACGGGCUGCAAAUCACGUACUUGAAAGACAACAGCACAAGGAACAUCUUUGUUUACCAUGAAGAUGGCAAGGUGGGAGCUCUGAAGUAAGAAAGGAGGCUGCUGUAAGAGCCGCCUUGCAUGUGUCAUAAGGAAAGGGCAGUAGAGAGCACCCAUGGGUGGGGCUUGCACAUUCCCCAUGUUUUUUGGCAUCUGUGGCAUCUCUCCCAGCUUUGUACCAUCUGGGCAGAGAAGAAAUAAUUAUAUUGUGAUGGCGAUGAUGAUUUCUUACCUGCUUUUCAAUGACCAGGGUAAAGAGGUGCAUCUUCAGCACAUGAUGACAAUCUAGUCCCAGAUGUACCUCUUUCGGACAAGAGUCCUGCAUUUUAGGGGCUGUUGCAGAGGAGGCCCUCCCUCUGGCUGCCAUUCCCUUAAUUUCUGAGGGUGUGGGACCUACCAAGAGGGCCAUCCAUUCUGUAGAUCUUAAGACUUAGAUAUUGAAUGGAGAUCUGCUGGAGCUGUCCAGCACCUGACAGUGGAGAUUAGGCAACAGACUGUAGGUUUCAACAAAGUGGAUGUAGAGGGCAGAAAAAGGUUUGAAAUCUUCAGGACCUUGGAGAGCUCCUAGGCAAGUUAGAUGUUGCCUUGACAGGAGUCGCAUGCAUGGCAUGAUGUUUGGAGGAACAAAGAAGCUGCUUUAAUACCAGCUCAGACUGUUUGCUCAUUUCCAAUAAAGCAGAUGCUCUUCUGUUGAGUCCUGGACCUUCCUUGCCAUCAUGUUGGGUGCAUCAAAUAUUGCUCAAUGUGUUUUUGUGUCGCACCUGUUCCUGUUGCAAGUGCAAAAUACCAGAUGCAUUGUGAGACCAAAAUAUACAUAGGAGGCUUAGUUUGGUCAGAAUCGAGUAAACACUUCCAGAGUUAAUGCUAAAUACAUUACUUCUGGCAAAUGAGCCACCAUAGCCGGUAGAGGGCCGUGAAGAUUUGUUUCCAGGGCUUUCUGCUACCCAUGUACUAUCUGAAACCCAAGGGGUGCAUUGGUUGCCAGCUGUUAAAUAUAUUGGCAUUAUUUUUAGCUCUCCUACCCCACUAAUAACCCUGGACAGCUGCUGCCAGCCAGUGUAGACCGUACUGAACUAGAUGGACCAAUGGUCUGAGUUGGUAUAAGGCAACCUCCUAUGUCCCUUGUGGGGCUGAUGGGAGUUGGAGUUCAACAACAUCUGGAAAGGGCCACAAGUCCCCCACCGCUGCCGUACAGUAUCAUUUAGUACUGCAGUAUAAUGGCUCUGGAGGAGGAGAAGGAGGAGAAGGAGGAGAAGGAUUCUGUUCUGGGUUACCUGGAGUCAGGAGAUGUCACCUGAUCAGAAAAGGUUUGAGAUCCACCUUGCCAGUCCUCAGUUCCUUUCAUUUUCUUCUUGCGGUUUUCAGAUGCAGAUAGGUCGAUAGAUAUUUGCACCAGCCAUUGCAAUGUGCAUAUAUGCAACUAAGCAGAUCAGAUUCCCAUACUAAAUUAGUGAUACGGCUUAAAGCUCAGAGAGCAUCACUGCGGCCCCUACUUUAGUGCCUGUCGCUAGGAAUAUGUUUGCUAGGAAUAGUUAGUCCAUGCUGUCACCAGCUUAUCUUGAUCUGCAAGGAGAAAAGUCGCAUUGUCAUCAUCAGCUGAGUUCCCUGGGUGAGGUAAUAUUAAUAAAGGUGAUUAACUCCUUAUGCAAUCUCUUUGCAAAGAGCUCCAUAGCAGUGCCCAAAGCAAUGUUCCAGCACCACCAUCCCUGUGUGUGGACAGAUGCUGUUUGUUUUGAGACAGUUGCCCUUUCAUUGACUUGCAGAAAAUAUGCAUAUGCUGCUUUUAUCAGGGUGGAUGCAGAUUUUUUCCACUAUAAUUUGAAGAGAGGUAUCAUAGUGAGGAAAGCUGUGACUGGUCCAUCUGCUGCACAGCUGCUAACUAUUGAUGGGCAAUGUCAAGAGCCCCUCUUGCUCUCCCUUCUUAAGGUCAUAGGAUCAGUGAAUCGCAGAAUUCGUUUUGAAUCCUAGACUCCUAGACCUGUAGAGUUGGAAAGGGACCUUGAGGAUUAUCCAACCUAACCCCCACAAUGCAGGAAUAUGCAGCUGUCCCAUACAGGGAUUGAACCUGCAAACUUGGCGUUGUCAGCACUGUGCUCUAACCAACUGAGCUAUCCUUUUAUUCAGGGCCGUCUUACACAUAGGCACUAGGGGUGCAGGGCACCCAGGCGCUGGGCUCUCAGGGGCGCCAGGCCAAGAGUCCAGGGCCUGAGAGUUGAGUCCAGGGAAGAGCCCGCCCAUCGGUCGGAGUGCAGCAGCAGGCUCUUCUGCUGUGCGCCGCGGGUUCGGGGGCAACUGAACCAGCAAGACGCUGAGGUGGCUGGCCGGCUUUGCCCUCCUGCACGCCUGGGACUGGGCAACCAGGGGUGGGGCUGCGCCGGGCGGAUCUUUGCACCCCGGCGCCACAUAUGCUUAAGACAGCCCUGCUUUUAUUUACACUGAACUUGAACCAGACAGCGCUUCAAGGAUGCCUUCAAACAGAGGGCUACCCUGUGUAAUGCUGUUUGGUUUUCUGGAUUUGACACUUCCCAGUGACUUGCAAAGUGUGCCUUCUAUGAUCUGAUGAGCUUCUUCUUUUUCUUCUUCUUCUUCUUCUUCUUCUUCUUCUUCUUCUUCGAGAUAAACCUGUGCUCCAGUACGGUAGAAGAAGCAAGCAAGGCAGCGUUAGGUUUCCCCAUUUUUGUACCCCAUUUUUUGACAGGGCUGGCAAGCCUUGAUCGGCUCUGAUCCCCGCGAAAGCAUACAAGAGUGAACUUGAUUUACUAGACAGCACUGCUGACCUGCCUCUGCCUGCCCUUUCUCUGUCAUCAGGGCACCUCUUUGUAGCAGAAGCACCCUCUGCAGGCUGUCUCCCAGCCUUGCAGCAAAUCUCAGCAGCAAGUUCUGGCCAGCAGGAGAUUUCUUUAAAUGUGCUGCAUUGAUAAUAUACUGUAAAAGGUUGUUGCUGCCAUUACGCUUCUGGGCUUGCCUUCGAAAUGAAAUCCUCAAAGGUGGUGAUCAAAAAGCUGUAGGUUUGCUAAUACAGUCAAACCUUGAUUCCUGAACGGCUUAGUUGCCGAACAAAUUGGCUCCCAAACGCUCCAAACCUGGAAGUAAGUGUUCCGGUCUGCAAAUGUUUUUUGGAAGCUGAACAUCCGACGUGGCUUUCGCUUGAGUGCAGGAAGCUUCUGCAGCCAAUUGGAAGCCACGCCUUGGUUUUCGAAUGUUUUCAGGAAUCGAAUGCACUCCCGGAAUGGUACUACUGUAAUAUAUAACAGAUUUCUAAUAAUUAUCGUUUUAUGUUAUACGCAUUCUCGGGGCCCCUGCAGACAUCCUUUUGCAUUGCCCAUUCAUGAGGAUUUGUGCUCCUGAGGGAAUUGGAGCAAUGAUACAUGUUCCCGUUUUCAGUACUGUUUAUGACUAUAAAGAUUUUGGGGCAGACGUACUGUUUUGUUUCCAUUCGGUGCCUGUCCUGUAGCUCUCUGCUGAAAUCCUGUAACUUUUCACAUUGCAAAUAAUCCAGGGGUGUUGUUUUCGUUGCACUCUAGUGCAAGAGUGACUCUCCAGAGCCCUAUCUGGACUAUAGUUCUUUGCAGUGGACUCUAGGAAUUGUAGCUCUGUUAGGAAAAUAGAGGGCCUCCUCUCGGCACACUUAACUAGCUACAGUUCCCAGGAUUAUUUGGGAGAAGCCAUGGCUGUUUAAAGUGAAACAACUCUGCUUUAAAUGGAAAGCACCCAGACUUUCCUUGACCGGGAGUACGGUGACAAGUUCGAAUGUGGGCAAAGGAGGGUGACUGAGAUGGUCAAGGGUCUGGAAACUGAGUCUUUUGAGGAAUGGUUGAGGGAGCUGGGGAAGAGAUGACUAAGAGAGGAUAUGACAGCCAUCUUCAAAUAUCUGUUCUGUGGAAGAUGGCGCAAGCUUGUUUUCUCUUGCUCUGGAGGAUAAGAUUCAAAGCAGUGGAUUCAAGUUACAAGAAAGGAGAUUUCUCCUAAACAUUAGAAAGAACUUUCUGACGAUAAGAGCUGCUUGACAGUGGAACGAAUGACCUCAGGAAGUGGUGUGUUCUCCUUUUUUGGAGGUUUUUAAACAGAGGUUAGACAGCCAUCUGUUGGGGGUUCCUUAGCUGUGAUUCUUGCAUUGUUGGGGGUUAGGCUAGGUGAUCCUCGAGUCCCCUUUGAACUCCACAAUUCUAUGAUGGGAUUGGAUUCUGUUAUUACUAGAGUUCUGUUUUUAAUCUCUGUUUUUAUUACACACACACACCGUUUGUAUUUUUAUGUGUUGCUUAGAGAUCUUAAAGGUUUAGAAAUUAUUUUAAAACAUAUGUAUUAGUAAUAGAUAAAAUACACGAGGCAGCUUACAAAAAUAUCAGUGAAAUGCAAAACGAUUAACCUCUCCCCCCCGCCCCCCGCAAGAAGUCUAAUGCAAGAAAUUUUGCCUGAAAGCCAUCUAGCUUAGGCAGGUCCCCAUGAUGCCAGACAUUUGCAGCAUACAGGAGUUCGGAUACCGAUUUUGCGUUGAAAACCCUUAAGGCUGCUGGAACAUAUUUGCUGCCCUUUGUGAAAAAGAAUCUGAGUAUGGCUAGCUUUGUGAUCUCCACCUUUUGAAGGGAGGUUUGCCAGUGGUGCUUCCAAGAUCCUGUAUGAUGGAAUGUGAGCCCUAGAUAACUGAAGUAUUUAAUCUGUUCAAGGUUAUGGCCAUCCAGCACCCAUUUAGACCGGGAGAAGCUUCUUUCGAAUACUAAAAUUUUAGAUUUUUCAUAAUUAAUGGAUAAACCAUUUCCAGAACAGUAAUCAGAAAACUUCCUCAGCAGAUAUUUCAAACCCGGUCUGGAACGUGAGAUGAUGGCCUCGUCAUUCGCAUAUAACAACAAGGGGGUCCUUCUCAAUGCAAGCAAUGAGUCGCCACGGAAUAGAUGAUUCCUAAGCUUAUUAAGGACUGAGCCCCAGCAAACACAGUGGGACUUUGAAGGAAGCGCACGUAAGAAUCGUGGCGAAGACCAGAAUGCUACAAAAGCCUGCAGAAGUAAUCACUGGCAAAUUUAAAUUGCAUUUAAAUUCAGAUCAAAUCAGAGUUGACCUGAGGCUGGUGCAGCAUCUAUGGACGUGCCCGUUGCUAUCACUUCUGCCUCUUUCCCCUCAAAUGUUGUUUUCUUCCUCCUCCCAGGAAAUGGUGGACUGGUUCAACGCCAUUCGCGCCGCUCGAUUCCAUUACUUACAAGUGGCAUUCCCUGGAGCGAGCGACCUUGAUGUGAGUUCCUCUAUCUCUCUCGCCUUUUCUCUUUCUUUCUUCAUUGCUUGAUGUGUUGCUGUCAGUGCCUGGGGAGAGUCCCCUAAAUCUCUUCUGGGGUUUUUCUCCCAAUCCCUGUAGAGCUGAUUUGCAUAACCGGAAGUCCUUGUGGCUGAGAGAUCUAUUUUGUUGAAUAUUUCCCUAUAUUGCAGAAACAACAGAAGGAAAUGGUCUCGCUGGCAGGAUUUAAAUAAACAUUUGCAAUUUUAUUUACAGAGAACAAGAAGUACAACAAUGUGAUAACAUAAUAUUGUAAUAAUAAUAAUAAUAAAUUUUUAUUUAUACCCCAGCCAAGACUGGGCUCGGGGCGACUAACAUUGAACAGAAAUACAGAAGAGAAAUACCGAAAAGAAAUACAGUAAAAACAUUAAAAACAAAACAAAACAAACAAAACAAAACAAACAGUUGAUUAAAAUAUAAGUUAGAAUACAGUUUAAAAUGCAACUUAAAAUGCAGCCUCGUUUUAGUGAUAGCCUAUAGAUCAAAGCCAUAAGGGGAGAAAACGUGAAAUAUUCACUGGGGCCAACUAUCCAUGUUGGUCCUACAUGGGCCAGCAAAAAGAGCCGAGGGAAAAUUUAUAUACAAAAUCCCAUAUAAGGGGUGCCAUCAAAAAAAUAAAUGGGGGGGGAUGUAUCAUCUGAUGUAAUAAACCAGAAAUGGUAGUUGAGGGAAGUCAACGGGGGGGGGGGGGCGGUUUGGGUUGGAAAAUGUAUGUUUAGCAAUGAUAUUGGAUACUUGUUUUGACAAAAGAAAAUUAAUAUAUAUAUUUUUUAAAAAGAAUAAUAUUUCCCUAUAGGCUGCCUGGUAUCCUGCCUGAAAAACCAAACAGCCCCUGCCAAUCAGUGUAGACAAUACUGAACUAGAUGCUCUGAUUCCCCCUGUUCCUAGGUGUUUCUAGUUGAGUGGUCAGGGAGGGGCCAUUACAUUUCAGGGCAACCAAAAUGGUCAAAGGCCUGGAAACGAUGCCUUAUGAGGAACGGCUAAGGGAGCUGGGCAUGUUUAGCCUGGAGAAGAGGAGGUUAAGGGGUGAUAUGAUAGCCAUGUUCAAAUAUAUAAAAGGAUGUCACAUAGAGGAGGGAGAAAGGUUGUUUUCUGCUGCUCCAGAGAAGCGGACACGGAGCAAUGGAUCCAAACUACAAGAAAGAAGAUUCCACCUAAACAUUAGGAAGAACUUCCUGACAGUAAGAGCUGUUCAACAGUGGAAUUUGCUGCCAAGGAGUGUGGUGGAGUCUCCUUCUUUGGAGGUCUUUAAGCAGAGGCUUGACAACUAUAUGUCAGGAGUGCUCUGAUGGUGUUUCCUGCUUGGCAGGGGGUUGGACUUGAUGGCCCUUGUGGUCUCUUCCAACUCUAUGAUUCUAUGAUUCUAUGAUUUCCGAGCAUAAUUCAAAGUGUUGGUGCUGACCUUUAAAGCCCUAAAUGGCCUCGGCCCAGUAUACCUGAAGGAGCAUCUCCACCGCCAUCGUUCAGCCUGAACACAGAGGUCCAGUUCCAAGGACCUUUUGGCGGUUCCCUCGCUGCGAGAAGUGAGGUUACAGGGAACCAGGCAGAGGGCCUUCUCAGUAGUGGCGACCAUCCUGUGGAAUGCCCUCCCAUCAGAUGUCAAGGAGAUGAGUAAUUAUAUAACAUUUAGGAAACAUCUGAAGGCAGCCCUGUAUAGGGAAGCUUUUUAAGGUUUAAUGUUUUGCCGUGUUUUUAUAUAUGCUGGAAGCAGCCCAGAAUGUCUCAGGCAACCCAUCCAGAUAGAUUGGGUACACAAAAAUUAUUAUUAUUAUUAUUAUUAUUAUUAUUAUUAUUAUUAUUAUCAGGACUGAAUCUCCCAGUCUUUGGAGACGGCAGCCAGAGAUGGCUUUUAAUCAUGCAACUGCACUGCUUAAGUAGUGGGAGAAAAAAUGGCAUUGUCUUCUCUCAUGCCCUUGGCCAAAAGAAAUGGUUGAUCAGCAUAUCGGCUUGGCUGAAUGUACUCCUUUGGAUUAUAAAAUCAUCGCAGUACAUUUUGUGCUGAUGGGGGUCCUUUGGAGCAACUUGUUCUUCCUCCCACUCUGAGGCUCUGUUUGUAGCAGAAAUCAGGCCCUUUCGUGGAUCCCCAUAAGUAUUUCUCACCUGCAGGGUUGCAGCCUAUAUCUUGAGGGGAUCAAACCCUCGACUAGGGCAGAGCAACGGAUGGGAAGACCAUGUGGGAAUUGUGUGCCAGCUGUCGAACUGUGUCGUGUCUGCGAAUCCUCAUCUGACUUCUGUUUUUCCCCAGAAGCUCUGGCUAAAAUGGUCAACCAAAUCUAUACUGAGUCCAUUAACACCCAAGUUUUUCCUCAUGCAUUAUUUUUUUUUACCCACUAUCUACUACCUGCAAUAUCAUUGUCCCUUAUUUCUCACAAACUCUAGCUGGUGCCAAAGCUUUCUAGGAACUACUUGAAGGAAGGAUACAUGGAAAAGACUGGGCCAAAGGUAGGAGGCAUGUUAUGUUUUCUGUCUAUGCUAAAAGGGAGAAUAUUCUUAUUUGUGCUGUUUAGAAACUUUGGGGUGGGUUGAAGUGUUUUGUCAAUGUUCUGCCUCACAUUACCUGCCAACCAUGAUGCUUCUGACUUCCUAUUUUAUAUUUAUUUAUUAUUGCAAUCACAUCCCACUUGACCUCUGAGAAGCUCAAGGGAGCCUGCAUAGCUCUCCUUCUCUCCAUUUUAUCCUCACAACAAACCUGUGAGGGACAUUAGUCUGAGGGACAGUGACUGUUCCAGGGUCACCCAGGGAGCUUUCUGGCUAAGGAGUUGAGACUUGGUUUCCCAGGUCCUAGUCGGACACUCGCAAGACCACACUGCGUAUCUUGUGCAUCAGUGCUCUGUGCUCAAGCCCUAUAUAUAGCCAUGUUUUCCACAUUGCACCGUCUACUACGCGCUAUGUUGUAAACUGGAAAUAGACGGCUUAAAAAUCCGCAUCGUGUUUGCAUUUUAUGGCUGGAAGCCACGGCAUCACAUCAGAUCUAAAAUGAAGCGGCCAUCACAUCCAAAGAUAAAUAAAUCUUUGGGGUAUUUCUCCAUGAGCUAGAAAGCUGACAUAUACUAGUAUACUUUGUAGUACAAGCAAAUUCCGGAGGCCAUGAUGUGAAACCCCAAAAUGGCUACGAUAUUUUUACACUAGCUAGACAGCUGAAACCUCGUAAUAGUUCGCCCCAUAAUAGCCGGGCAAAGCAGCAGCUGUUUGGGGCUGACUGACUCAAGUAGCUCUGGAUGGGGUCAGUCAUAAACAGUGCCUUAAACUGGCCUAGAUUUGGGGUGUGUUUGGGGGCCUGAAGCACCGAACCCAAAAAAGCUUUACACUCCAAAUUCUGCUUAAAGAAAAGCUGAAUUAUGGAAUACAGCCACCAUUGGUCAAAUGGAGCUGUUUUGCAUACAAUCUUUUAUUUUUGCAUUAUUUAUUACAUUUAUAUACCAUCUUUUGUCCUCCAAGGCACUCCAAGUGGCAUCCAUUGCUUCCUGCAAAGAAUUAUGGGCGCUGUAUAACAGACUUUGUGCCAGGAAGGCAAGUCACUAUGCCGCCUGCACUCACAUCAUAAACCUAGCAGUCUAGGCCCCUAAUGAUCAAAUGGCCCACUAUCGGCAGUAUCUCCAUCCCCUGCGAGAGUAUCCUUGGCAUGACAGAACAACUCCUCGUUCCCCAGGGAAACGGGGCCCUUUUAAAGGGAUAAUUUCCCUCAGAGUGACGCCAUCUUUUCUGGAGACCCUCCUUCUCUGUGACAGCAGGGAGCUGUCACCAUGGAGUGGGACGCAGAUAUCGUGUCCCUAAAGGCUUUGUCCACCAACGUCUCAGCCUCUUUCAUCUUCUCCAGGUCAGCCAUCUUGGCCUCAAGGGAACAAACCCAUUCCCUGGGGCGUAGGAGCUCAUUGCGCCAGCCACACACCCAUGACGUCUGCCUGACUGGCAGACGAGUGACAUUCUGUGCAACACACUAGAUAGCCCUGCAUAUCUGUGUUUAUAGUUUAUUUGAAAGCUUGGGAUUUGUUCAGUCACUAAGGUGAGGGGCAAAGCAGUCUUCCUUAGUCUCCAUGCCCUGCUGUCCAACUCCCUCAACUCAGAUUGGCGUUCUGUCACUGGAGCCGAGAGGCCUCACACACACCCUCUCAACUGACAUCUUAACAUUAUGAAAGGCCCAGAAGCUCAAAGGUUUUGAUCAGGCUGUAUUUGGGUUAAUUUUUGUUAAUUUUCAAACUUGUAUAUUCUGCAUAGCUAGGGAGUGCCCUGAGUAAGUAAGAAAUCACUAUCUUAUUUUUGAGAGGCGCCAUUUUCCUCUUCCAAACUGGUGGGUACUUAACUCUCAAAGUUUGGAUCCCAAGCUGGGAUGAAGAGUCUGAAGUUCAGAAAGGUGCCCUUACCAUGUGUUUACCUUGGACCUGGCGAUUAUCUCCAGAUGCCACAUCCUAGGCAGUAUCUUGGGUCAUCUGUUCCUAAAUCUAGCCUCGAAGGCAAGCACACCAGCCUUGCUCACUAUUCACACUUCACCAUCUCUAUCCUAAUUAAGAAGACGUGCAGAGAGAUUAAUUAUUUUCUUGUUGCCGUGAGCCAAUAGCGUUUUAAUCAAGCUGUCUCUGUGGCUAACCAAUUCAUUAGCUGCAAAUUAAAUAAAUCUAGGCUUUUCACCAUACUUUAAUUGACACUGUCCCUUUGUAGGGGGGAAGAAAGUUGUUCAAGCAUCGGUAGCAUUGUUGGAAACGAUUUGAUUUAAUUGUCAUAUCUACAUUUUGGCAUUUCAACAUGCUCUAUUCACACCCGAAGAAAUAAAUUAAUGGCCCGUAGCUGCCCUCCUAAGCAAACUGAUUGGAAAUAAGUCCCACCAAACUCCAUGUAAUACAAAUGUUUUCCCCCACUGUUUAUUUCCUCUUUCCCACUCUUUAGCAAACUGAAGGCUUCAAGAAGCGGUGGUUCACCAUGGAUGACAGAAGACUAAUGUACUUCAAAGAUCCCCUGGUAAGGCCCAUGUUUGCUAAUGAUCUCAGGCUGGUCCAGGGACGGGCAACUGCAGAACUUCAUGGCAGGAUUUCAAAACAUUCCACUUUCCCAAAGGAUUUUUAUCUUUGCUUUUCAUGAUAACGAUUCUAUGCAUAUUUGUUUUCAAACAGAUUUGUUUUCAAUGGUGGCCGUUUUAUAUAUAUUUGUAUAUUUUUGAUCAAGUGGCUUAUAAAUGUUCCAAAUGAGUAGGGCGUGGGAAUUAAUUAGGGCCAGCAAAAACUAGAGAUAAGGGUGGAUUCUGUUCAGUUCACAUUUUCUGUUCAGUUCACAUUUUUAAGUCAGUCAACCCGAUUCGCACCUCCUUAGUUAAUACACAUAUCAGAACAGGAGUAUCCUUUGAAUUUCACUAUUCUCUGAAUUUUGUGAUCCAGUUUGUUUGUUUGUUUGUUUGUUUGUUCGUUCAUUCAUUCAUUCAUUCAUUCAUUCAUUUUUGUCCCACUGGUCCCAGAAAUAGGAUUGGACAGACUUAUGAAUGAACAUGUGCAAAACUGUCAUGGAAUGGAAUGAAACUAAAUUGAUCUAUCCAGUUUUGGGGAACUGCAAGUGGGGGGAAAUUGUGGUUUGCUCAUGUCCCGCUUAUGGGCUUCCUAUGGGCAUCUGGUUGUCCACUGUGAGAACAGAACAAAUCUAUACUGCCCUGGUGAAACCACACCUGGAGUCCUGUGUCCAGUUCUGAGCACCACAAUUUAAGAAGGAUAUUGACAGGCUGAAACGUGCGCAGAGGAGGGGGGACUGAAGGACCUGGGCCAAAGGCCAAGAUGAUCAAGGGCCUGGAAACCAAGUCUUUUGAGGAAUGUUUGAGGGAGUUGGGUGUGAUAAGACCGGUAAAGAGGAGACUGAGAGGAGAUAGGAUAGCCAUCUUCAAAUAUCUCAAGGGCUGUCACGUGGAAGAUGGAGAAAGCUUGCUUUCUGCUGCUCCACAUGGUAGGACCUGAAUCAAUGGAUUCAAAUGACAAGAAAGAUUAUUCCAACUCAACAUUCAAAAGAACUUCCUGAUAGAAUCAUAGAAUUGGAAGGGACCCUGAGGAUCAUCUAGUCCAACCCCCUGCAAUGCAGCUGUCCCAUAUGGAGAUCAAACCUGCGACCUUGGCGUUAUCAGCACCAUAUUCUAACCUACUGAGCGAGGUGAUGGGAAGAGCUCUUUGAUAGUCUCAGGUUGUGGACUCUCCUUCCUUGGAGGUUUUUAAGCAGAGUUUGGAUGACCACCUGUCAGGUUUUCUUUUUGCAUUGCAUGAGGUUGGACUAGAUGACCCUUGGGAUCCCUUCUAACUUCAUAGUUCCAUGAUUCUAAGAUGAUGGACAAGACGGGCCACUGGCCUGAUCCAGCAGGGGUCCUCUUAUGUUCUUGCCCUUUCACAGAAAAGCUAGGACACAAUUUUAUUAACCUUAAGUUGGAGAUGCGCAGACUGAUUGAGAUGAAUGGGGGAGAUAAAGAAACUGAGAACAGAUGGGCAGUGGAAUAAACUACUGUCUGAAGCUGCAACAUCUCCCUGCAGUUUUUGUGUGGAGUUGUUUCUGUCAAGGAUGCUGGGGAUCAGUUGGGAUGCUGGAAAAAAUGGGAGAGACUUCCUGUUCAUUUUGAAAUGACUUCCUUGAAAGGCUGGGGUUUUGUUUUUUUGUAUACAGCUUGGAAGCCUCUGUUGAGAAAGGAUGGUAGAAUUAUAGUUUCCAGUUGCCUGAAAUAAACCUUAACCUUAACCCUUACCCCCACCCCCCAAAAAGCAACUUGCUGCAGAAAUCUUUGAAGCCAAGAAGGCAGGGACAUUACGUCAGCUGAUCUGUGAUAAUUCUGUUUGUUAUCUCAUGCAAUGCCUUCAUCAUAGGAGAUAUAUAGCAACAGUACUUUGUCAUAAGCCCCAAAGCCAUUUUGAACAGGGACAACAGUGUCAGGCCUUUGGAAUCUAGGGGACAUGGAUGAAUUUUUGGAAGAAAAAAUGCCAGUGCCUCCUUGAUCUUCUGAGAUCCUAUGCUAUGUCGCCCGCACAGGAUGCCUUCGCCAGGGGGGAAGUUUUUAUUGGAAGCAAAGAAAACAGCUACAAGGUCUUGGAAGGGCUCCCGCCGUCCAUACAGGGAAACCACUGGCAACAUGGAAUCACCAUCGUGACUCCAGACAGGAAGUUCCUUUUUGCCUGUGAGACGGAAAGCGACCAGCUGGAGUGGAUCGCAGCUUUCCAGAAAGUGAUCAGUAGGCCAAUGCUGCCGCAGGAAUAUGCAGGUGAGGUGAGGGGUGGGACGUGACUGGGAAUGAUGGCGGGUCAUCAUGGUUCGGUGGCACAGCUUGUGUUUUGAAGAUUCGGUUCCCAGCACCUGCUGCAGAAAGGAAGACCUAAGCCCUGCAAGGGAGGAAAAAAUGGGUUUCCUCAUUCGCCAUUUAGAAGGCAAGAAGGUGGAGAGGUAGAGGAAGCUCUCUUAGGCCACAUUCACACCGUUUAAAGCACUAUCAUACCACAGGCAUGGCUCACCCUAAAGAUUUAUGGGAGCUGUAGUUUGUUAAGGGUGCUGAGAGUUGUUAGGAGGCCCCUAUGACACUCCCAGGGCCACAAUUCCCAGAAUUCCCUAGGAAAAGAGACUGACUGUUAAACCGCUCUGGGAGACUGGUCUCUUAACAACUCUUAGCACCCUUAGCAAACUACAAUUCCCAGGAUCCUUGGGGGGAACUCAUGACUGUUUCAAGUGGCAUGGUCCUGACUUAAAUGUGCAGCGGAGAUGGGGUUUUCGAAUAUAUGCCUGGAAAUUAAAUCAGUUGACUGACUUUUCAUCAAUCAAGCUAUUAAUUAAUUGAUUCACUCUGCAUAGGGAAUAAAACAAAGAAGUAUACAGUACUUCCUUUGUUUUAGCAUAGACAUCAUAUUUUAAAAGAUGCACUUUGUACUGUACUUUUUGGAGAGUGAUUCCUGUGUAGUUUUUACUCUGCCUGCUGGUCUGAUUUUUUAUUUUUAAAGUUAACCCUCUUUGUUAAGUUUCUAUGGAAUAUAUCUAUAUCUAUCUAUCUAUCUAUCUAUCUAUCUAUCUAUCUAUCAUCUAUCUAUCUAUCUAUCUAUCUAUCUAUCUAUCUAUAUGAUGUUCCCUCCAAAACUAUUCUGUACCUGCCAUCUGUGGUUUGCAUUAGUAGUUUUAUAAUCAAUCAAAAGCAUUUAAAUCAAUCAACUAACUGGCUGAACUUUAAGACACUGGGUUGCAUCCUGUUUUGUACACAGAGCAGACCUACUGGAAUUAAAAGACACAACUAACUUGCUUUCAUUAAGUCCAAUAGGUCUGCUGUGAGGAGAACUUGGAUGCAACCUGAUGAUUGUAUUUGCACUUAAUGGUCAGGCAUGGUUUAGUCACUAACCACUUAAGAUUGCUGCUGUCCUUUACAUGUCAGUGUUUUAAUGCUGUUGUUUCCCCCCUCCUCACAGUGGAAGCCCAUUUCAAGCAUAAACCAUAG
Messenger RNA from Podarcis lilfordi (Lilford's wall lizard), 62588 nucleotides. Lineage: Eukaryota; Metazoa; Chordata; Lepidosauria; Squamata; Lacertidae. The record is from the annotation of a GenBank genome assembly.